Paramormyrops kingsleyae is the source of this 66988-nucleotide messenger RNA. Its product is annotated as titin-like. Gene Ontology annotation, molecular function: protein kinase activity; ATP binding; structural constituent of muscle. Gene Ontology annotation, biological process: protein phosphorylation; sarcomere organization; cardiac muscle tissue development. Lineage: Eukaryota; Metazoa; Chordata; Actinopteri; Osteoglossiformes; Mormyridae. The record is from RefSeq and is a predicted model, not a curated record. Gene Ontology annotation, cellular component: M band.
UCCCUGCCUCGCCUCGCAGUGGCGUUGGCUUUGUGGCAGGAGAAAGCAAAACUGCACGGCUCCCCGCUUCAUGUGGUUUUGUUUGGAGGCUCGCCCAUUCUCACUUGGGAUUUUCUGAGAGAAAGCCCAGAUCAGGAGAUAACGUCUCUAUAUGUACACAUCAUCAGGGCUCUGUCCCUGCUUCCCUGGGCCACCUUGUGAAGACAAGGUGCCUACUAUCAUGUCAAUGAAGGCAUCAGGAAAUACACAGAGUGUUGUGGCACUUGAGGGUGGUGCUGCAGCGCUUGAGGUUGGAGCUGGUGCAGAUGGCGCAGUCCCCGAGGUGAGCUGGCUAAGUGAUGGCCAGGUCCUCUCUGAUGUGCAGAUCUCAGGCAGCGAUGGCCGCGCUGCACUGACAAUCCCCGCUAUGUCAGCCAUGCACAGCCAAGUCACCGUCACAGAAGAAACUGCUGUAUCUGCUACCAAGACAGAGGCUGUGGAGGUUGCAGAGAAAGCUUUAACCCAGCCAACCACAGAAGAGGCAGUGGUACAUCCUACUUUCCUGAUUGGUUUGGAUGACAUGACCAUCACUGAGGGAGAAUCUGUGACUCUGGAAUGUCAGAUUUCUGGCAGCCCCAUCCCCAGUGUGAUGUGGUUCCACAAAGAGUACAAGAUCGAGAGCUCCUAUAACUUCUGCCUUUCAUACAAGAGUGGAUGUGCCCGCCUGGUGAUCCAUGAGGCCUUUGCUGAGGACAGCGGCCAGUUCACUUGCACUGCAAGCAGUCAAGCUGGCACUGUGAGCACCUCCUGCUUCAUCACUGUCAAUGGGGAAUAUGAAGAUGAUAAGAAGAAGCAUGGGAUGACUUUGAAGACAGAGAAGACUGAGGCAAUGCAUGAUCCCCAUACUGAAGAUAUUGAGAAACACAUAGGAGCGGAAGAGCCCCUAGUAGUAAAAACCUUUCACCCAAAGCCUCUGUGGAGGUCCCCACAAACAGUUUUAAGUUUGUUGUCCGAUGAUAGCAGUUUUGUAAAUACGCUUGAUCGCAUGUCACUGGGUGACUCCCUGGGACUGGAAGGGCUUGUGGAGGGAGACACGCUGGUGGCCCCAAUCUGGACCAGGGUGGGUCGGAAGCUUAUUUUCAACCUGGAUUAUCAGAUCUCCCCGGUAGAUCUGAAGACUGGCCCUCUCAGAGGUCAGACUGGCAGACUGGAGGAUACAGAGGCAUGUGCUGACAUUCCAAUCAGUGAGCCUAGAAGUAAAUUUGACUCAUGUGCGUUUAGGGCCCCAGGUGGAACCAAAGGCCCUGUUUCAGCACCUGGACCAGAACCGAAAGAUGGAAAACCUAAAGAAGAACCUGGAAAAGGUAGAGCAGGCCUCCGAGCGAGGCCAACACCUUCCCCUGGCGAUGGUGACAGGGGGAGGGGUCGGAGGCCUGGGGCAGGGGGGGACAAACCCCCUCCAGAUGCGAAUCCAUUUGGCUUCCAGCUCAAGGCCGUCCCACUGAAGUUCACCAAGGAUCUGAAGGACAUCGUGCUGCAGGAGGCAGAGUCCAUCGGCUCCUCAGCCCUGUUUGAGUGUGAGGUGUCCCCCUCCACUGCCCUUACCACCUGGAUGAAGGACGGAAGCAACCUGAGGGAGAGCCCCAAGCACAAGUUCACCUCUGAUGGCAAGGACCGCAAGCUGGCUAUCAUUGAUGUGCAGCUGUCUGACCAGGGCGAGUAUACCUGCGUGGCCAAGCUGGGUAAUAAGGAGAAGACUUCCAUCGCCAAACUCAUCGUGGAAGAAUUACCUGUGAAAUUCAUGAAGACCUUGAAAGAGGAGAUGACUGUUCUGAGGGGCCAGCCCUUGUAUCUGACCUGUGAGCUCAACAAAGAGCGCGACGUUGUUUGGAAGAAAAAUGGAGCACCUCUGGAUGCCGUGCCUGGCAAGGUGGCUGUAAACGUCAUUGGCAUGCAACACAGUGUGACCAUCCAAAACAUGGGUGACGAUGAUAUCGCCCUUUAUACUUGCGAAUGUGGGAGCAUCAAGACGGAGGCAGACGUCAAGCUCAUAGUGCAAGAGGUGCCACUCAUGAUCGUCAGCCCGCUCAGUGAUGUGCAGGUGUAUGAGGAAGAGGAUGCCAUGUUUGAGUGUGAGGUCUCCAGGGAGGCCAAGAGCUUCCGCUGGUUGAAGGAGGCUGAAGAGUUGACCGCCAGUGAGAAGUACGAGAUGCUUCAUGAAGGGACUAAGCACAUGCUGGUGGUGAAGUCUAUCACUAAGGACGAUCUUGUCAAGUAUGUCUUUGAAGCUGAAGGUUUGAUAUCCUUCGGCAGAAUAGUCUCCAAAGGUAUUCACCUCCGGUUCGUCACGCCCAUUAAGGAGGUCACAGUCAAAGAACGCGAGACAGCAGAGUUCAAGGUCGAACUUUCUCAUGCUAACAUCCAGGUUACAUGGUACAGAAAUGAUGUGCGUGUACGCCCCUCCAAAAAGAUUCAAAUAUCAGAGGAUGGCAAGAUUCACACCCUGACCUUAAAAGAGGUGUGCAUGGAUGACACCUCACUAAUCAAGGUUGAAGCCCUGGGUGUUACCUCAGAGGGCAUGCUCAAUGUCAUCGAGGGAGACCCCUACUUCAUCACCAAGCUGCAGGACUACACGGCAGUGGAGAAGGAUGAGGUUGUGCUGGUUUGUGAGCUGAGCAAGCCCGCUGCUGAGGUGAAGUGGUUUAAAGAUAGCAAAGAGCUUGCACCCUCCAAGAACAUUGUAAUAAGAUCUGAGGGGAAGAAACGCAUUCUGACAAUCAAGAGAGCUGAGAAGAGCAACAUUGGCGAAUACACAUGUGACUGCAUCUCAGAGAAGACCAUGGCUAAGCUGAACAUUGAGGCGCGUGACAUCAAAGUAGUCCGUCCUCUGUACAGCGUGGAAGUGACAGAGACUGAAAUAGCUCGCUUCGAGGUAGAGAUAUCGGAAGCAGACAUCCAUGCUACGUGGAAGCUCAAGGGAGAGGUCCUCCACCAGUCUGCUGACAUUGAGAAGAAGGAGGAGGGCACCCGGCACAUCCUUAUCCUGUACAACGUCCGCAUGGACCAGGCUGGAACAGUGGAUUUCCAGGCCGCUAAUGCAAAGUCCAGCGCACAGCUCAGGGUCAGAGCCCGAGCCAUCAGCAUGGCGCGGCCACUUAGUGAUGUGACCGUCACAGCUGGGGACGUCGCCAUUUUCGAAUGUGAGCUGUCCUAUGAAGGCAUCACUGUUGAGUGGUUCCUCAGUGGCACCAAGCUGGAGCCCAGUGACAGAGUUGUUAUCCAUGCAGAGGGCAAAAUUUAUUCAUUGACCCUUAAAGAUGUGGAGCUGACAGAGGCUGGGGAGGUCAAGUUGACAGCUAAGGACUUUACGGCAUCGGCCAGACUUGUAGUGAACGAACCGGCAGUUCGGUUCACUAAACUUUUGGAGGACCAGACUGUGGAGGAGGAAGCAACUGCCACCUUGGAGUGUGAAGUAUCCCGAGAAAAUGCCAAGGUCACAUGGCUAAGAGACGGUCAGGAGAUACGCAAGACUAAGAAGCACGAAAUUGUUGUCGAGGGCAGAAAGAGAAGACUCAUCAUCCUAGAAUGCACGCUGGAGGAUUCUAAAACAUACACGUGUGACUCCAAAGACUUCAAGACAUCUGCUUUCCUAAAUGUAGAGCCUCCACACAUUGAAUUCUCAAAGCCUCUUCGUGACGUUGAGGUUAAGGAGAAGGAAUCUGCCAGAUUUGAAUGUGAAGUUUCCCGUGAAAAUGCGAAGGUAAGCUGGUUGAAAGAUGGCUGUGAAAUAAGGAAGAGCAAGAAGUAUGAGAUCAUCGCCAAGGGCUUCCAGCACAUCCUCAUCAUCAAUAAGUCCAGCUUCGAUGACGAAGCCGAGUAUGAGUGUAAUGCCAGGAUGGCAAAAUCCUCGGGCAUGCUCACUGUUGUUGAGGAAGAAACAUCAUUUGUAAAGAACCUGGUCAAUGUGGAGGGAACAGAAUCCGACAGCGUGAAGAUGAUCUGCGAGGUCUCCAAGGCCAGUGCAGAUGUCACAUGGUACAAAGGAGAGAAGGAGCUGCUGGAGGGUGGCAGGUACGAGCAUAUCGUCGAUGGCCGCAAGAGGAUCCUUCAUAUCAAGAACCUCUGCAUGGACGACGCUGGAGCAUACAGUUGCCAAUUGCCAGCCUCAAAAACGGCAGCAACACUCCGGAUUAAUGAACUGGCAGCAGAAUUUACUUCAAAGCCCCAGAGCCAGAGAGCCAUUGAAGGUGAAAAGGCAGAAUUUAGCUGCAUUGUUACCAAGGAAACACAGGAAGUCAGGUGGCUUAGGGGUGAGGUGGAGCUUACAGUGGGAGACAAGUACAACAUCAUCAGUGACGGCAAGAGGAAGAUGCUCAUUAUAAAGGACUGUACUCUUGAUGACAAAGGACCCUAUGUUGCUCUUGUGGGUUCCACCAGAGCUACCGCUGAAUUGACUGUGAUUGAAAAACUGAAGGUAAUGACACAGAUAAAAGACACACAGGCUACAGAAGGACAGGAAGUCAUGUUUAACUGUGAAGUCAAUGCCGAGGGGGCCAAAGCAAAAUGGCUCAAGAACGAGGAGACCCUGUUUGAGAGCAGCAAGUUCAUCAUGUUCCAGAAGGACACCGUUUUCUCUCUGAGAAUCAGAGAUGCUCAGAAGUCAGAUGAAGCCCAAUAUAGCAUCAUAUUGACCAAUCAGCGUGGAGAAAUUGCUAAGAGCUCUGCCAAUCUUGUUGUACAAGCUGAAGAGUUGAGGUUCAUUGAACCUCUUGAGGAUUGUGAAACCCAAGAGAAGAAGACAGUGAGCUUUACCUGCAAGGUGAACAGAACUAAUGUAACUGUAAAAUGGAUGAAGGGCAACCAGGAGAUCACCUUCAGCAAGCGAGUUGUUUAUAGGGUCGACAAGAAUAAGCACACAUUGACCAUCAGGGACUGCAGCAUGGAGGAUGAGGGUGAGUAUUGUGCAGUUGCUGGAUCUGACAAGUCCACCGCAGAGCUCAUCAUCAGCGAGGCUCCCCCUGACUUCUCUGGGCGGCUAAUGGACCAGACUGUCACAGAGUUUGAGGAUGCAGAAUUUACGUGUGAACUUUCCAAGGAGAAAGCUGACGUCAAGUGGUUCAGGAGUGGCCGGACGAUCCGUGAGGGACCCAGGUAUCAUAUUGAGAAGGAGGGCAAGAUGUGCAGACUGAUCAUAAAGGCUUGCCGACCAGAUGAUGAGUGUGAAUAUGCUUGUGCCGUGGGCGAGAUGCGUACCCGUGCCAGGCUCUUUAUUGAAGAAAUCCCAGUUGAAAUCAUCAAACCUCCCACCGAUGUAUUUGAACGUCCUGGUUCAGACGCCAUGUUUGAAGUCGAGCUGAACAAGGACAGAGUUGAAGUUAAAUGGCUGAGAAACAACAUGGUCAUUGUUCAGGGUGACAAAUAUCAAAUGAUCAAUGAGAACAAAGUUCACAGGCUUCAAGUAUGUGAAAUCAGGCCCCGGGACCAGGGGGAAUACAGAGUCCUGGCUAAGGAUAAGGAUGGGAGGGCAAAGCUGGAGCUAGCAGCUGCACCAAAGUUCAAGACAACUGAUCAGAACCUGGUGACGGAUGCUGGAAAGCUUUUUGUCAUGGCAGUCCCUUUCGACGCUUAUCCCCGGGCGGAGGCUGAGUGGAUCUUUGGUGACAUCAGUUUACCUAGGCAGAACAUUGACACAUCUACUGACAAGACGGAGUAUAGGCUGAAAGAACCAAAGAAGUCUGACCAAGGCCAAUACAAGAUUGUCAUUCAGAAUAAACAUGGAAAGGGAGAGGCCUACAUAAACUUAGACAUCAUCGAUGUUCCUGGACCUGUGAAGAACAUGGAUGUUGUAGACACUGCCGAUGGUGAAGUCAGCCUUACAUGGGAGGAACCAGAGAGUGAUGGCGGUACCAAGAUCAUAGCAUAUGUAGUGGAAAGGCGAGAAAUCAAACGCAAAACAUGGACACUAGCAACAGACCGUGCUGAUGCCCUUGAGUAUUGUGUUGGUGGACUACAGAGGGACAACCUGUACUUAUUCCGUGUCAGUGCCCGCAACCGGGUGGGCAGCGGACAGGCUGUGGAGACUGACAAGCCUGUCCAAGCCAAGAACAAGUUUGAUGUUCCUGAGGCACCACAGAAUGUCUCUGUGGGAAAUGUGAACAGAUAUGGUGCCACAGUGUCCUGGGAGCCCCCAGAAUCUGACGGAGGCUCAGAAAUCACAGACUAUGUAAUAGAGUUCCGUGAUAGGACAUCAGUGAGAUGGGAGGUGGCUCUGGUGACCAAGGCAAAGGACUGCAGUGCAGUCCUCAGUGAUGUCAUUGAGAAUAAGGAAUAUAUUUUCCGGGUCAAAGCUGAAAAUAAGGCUGGAAUCGGAAAGCCAAGUGUUGCAACCUCUCCAGUGAAGAUAAUGGACCCCAUUGAGAGGCCAAGCCCACCACUGAAUAUGGAAUACUCCAACCAGAACAGGACUUCCAUCAUACUGACUUGGGAGACACCCCUCAGUAAUGGAGGAAGCCCCAUUACUGGUUACAUCAUUGAGAAAUGUGAGGAUGGCAGUGAGAACUGGUUCAGGUGUAAUGCCAGGCUCUGCCAGGACCUCACCUACAAGGUGACAGGGUUGAAACAUGGACUGAAUUAUCACUACAGAGUAUCUGCUGAAAAUUCAGCUGGACUUUCUGAUCCACAUGAGAAGAUUGGGCCACUGCUGGCCGACGAUCCCCAUGUUGCACCUAGUCUUGAACUUGAUGCCUUUAAAAAUGGUCUGGAGGUCAUUGUCCCCAACCCUGUUGCAAUCCGGAUCCCUAUCACUGGCUAUCCCUUGCCCAUGGCCAAAUGGAGCGUAGGGGACAAGGGGCUGACAGCCGGAGAUCGUGUGUCCAUGGGCACCAAGCACAAGACCACAGAGCUCAUCAUCACCCCCAGCUCACGGCAGGACAAGGGCACGUACACUGUGUACCUGGAGAAUGAUGUCUCCUCGGCCUCUGGUGAAAUUGAAGUCAAUGUCAUUGCAUCCCCAAGUUCACCCAGAGACUUCAAGGUGUCAGAGGUAUCCAGGCAGCAUGUACACUUAAUGUGGGAAGCUCCUGAACAUGAGGGAGGAAGUCCAGUGAUGUACUACCAUGUAGAAAAGCGCGAGGUUUCCCGUAAGACCUGGGUCAAGGUUGCCAGUGGUGUUGAGGACCUGGAGUAUACCGUCACAGAGGUUGUCGAAGGCAAAGAGUAUUUGUUUAGUGUGGCUGCCUACAACAGAUGUGGUCCUGGAGAACCUGCUUACCUUGAGGAGCCAGUGAAUGUGUCCUCUCCAGCUACUGUGCCAGAACCGCCGGAGAACCUGAAAUGGAGAGACAAAUCAGCCACAGGGAUCUGUUUGCUCUGGGAGCCCCCAAGAUAUGAUGGAGGUGCUGCGAUCAAGGGCUAUGUUGUAGACAAGUGCCAGCGUGGCACGGAUAAAUGGGAACCUUGUGGAGAUGCUGUGUCUGAUCUCAAGUACCAGGUGACUGGUCUCAAAGAGGACCAGUGGUAUGCUUACCGCGUCAGAGCUUCAAACAGACUGGGCGCUGGCAGACCCUCCCGGGCCACGGAUGAAGUGCAGGCCGUGGACCCGAUUGAGCCCCCAGAGAUCCAGCUGGAUGUGAAGCUGCUUGCUGGCUUGACUGCCAGGGCUGGAUCCAAGAUAGAGUUGCCUGUUAAGGUGCUUGGAAAGCCAGAACCCAAAAUCACAUGGACUAAAGCUGACCUUGUACUGAAACCAGAUGACAGAAUCUCUAUUGAGGCAAACCUUGGGCAGUCCAUACUGUCUGUGGCUAAAACUCAGAGAGAAGACACAGCUACAUACAUCGUAGAGGCUGUGAACAGCAGUGGUCGUGCCACUGCGACAGUUGAAGUCAACAUACUUGACAAACCAGGCCCCCCAGCUGCCUUUGAUAUCUCAGAUAUCACAAAUGAAUCCUGUGUUUUGGCCUGGAAUGCUCCUCGAGAUGAUGGUGGCUCUGAUGUCACUAAUUACAUUGUUGAGAAGAGGCUUUCUGAAAGUGAUGAGUGGCAAAAACUGUCUUCUACCAUCAAACAAACCACAUUCAAAGCCUCCAAACUGAUGUCCCUAAAGGAGUAUGUCUUCAGAGUGUUUGCUGAGAACCAGUAUGGCAUAGGUGUCCCAGCUGAACAUGUGCCUGUUGUUGCCAAAUAUUCUUUUGAUACUCCUGGUGCUCCCAGUAGGGUGGAGGCAUCUGAUAUAGCCAAAGAUGCAGUGACACUGAAGUGGUAUGAACCUGAUGAGGAUGGUGGAAGUCCAGUUACCGGAUACUGGGUUGAGAGGUUUGACACAGAAACUGACAAGUGGAUCAGAUGUAACAAGCUGCCAGUGCUAGAUAUUACCUUCAGGGUGAAAGGGCUUCCGACCAAAAAGAAAUACAGGUUCCGGAUCUUAGCUGAGAAUCUUGCUGGAGCUGGGAAACCGAGCAAGGAAACUGACCCAAUUUUAGUGAAGAACCCUAUAGAUCCUCCUUGGGCACCUGGUCGACCAUUUAUUAAAGACAUUGGUAAGACCUCUGCCUUGUUGCAAUGGAACAAGCCAGAACAUGAUGGGGGGGCCAAAAUCGAGUCUUAUGUGAUUGAGCUGCUGAAGAGUGGAACUGAGGAAUGGGUUCGUGUGGCCGAGGAUGCGACCACAACGGAGUACCUUCUGGAGGGUCUGAUGGAGAAGCAGGAGUACUCCUUCAGGGUCAAGGCCGUGAACAAGACAGGAGAGAGUGAGCCCAGUGACCCCAGUGACCCGGUCAUUUGCAAAGAGAGACUCUAUCCCCCUGCACCCCCGCGCUGGCUUGAGGUGGUUAAUGUUACUAAGAUAAGUGCUGAGCUGAAGUGGGCCACUCCAGAUACAGAUGGUGGCUCUUCUGUGACCAACUAUGUUGUGGAGAAGAGAGAUGUGAGACGCAAGGCCUGGCAGACGGUGGACACCACUGUGAAGGACCUGAAAUAUACAGUGACGCCACUGACUGAAGGCUCCCUCUAUAUCUUCCGCGUGGCUGCAGAGAAUGCUGCAGGCCAGAGUGAAUUCAACGAACUAGAAGAUUCCAUCCUCGCCAAGGACACCUUCACUACACCUGGGCCACCAUAUGCUCUGACUGUGCUGGAGGUGACCAAGAGGCAUGUGGAUCUGAAAUGGGAAGCUCCCAAGAAUGACGGUGGCAGACACAUAACAAAGUAUGUUAUUGAAAAGAAAGAGAAAAUGGCCACACGGUGGGUAAAAGCUGGGAAAACAGCAGGGCCUGAGCGUACGUACCAGGUGACAGAUGUUGCUGAGGGAACAGAGGUACAGUUCCAAGUUUGCGCAGAGAAUGAAGCUGGUGUCGGGCACCCCAGUGAGCCAACUGACAUCCUUACGAUUGAGGACCCCACAAGCCCACCAUCUCCUCCACUGAACCUGAAAAUCACUGAUGCUAGUCGGCACCAUAUUUCGAUCACCUGGAAGCUGCCAGAAAAGACUGGAGGCAACCCCAUCCUGGGCUAUCACAUUGAGCUGGCAGAAGCUGGAACAGAGAAGUGGAUGAGAGUCAGUACCCGUCCUGUAAAGGAACUGCACUACAGGGCAGAGGAGGGCAUCAUCCCAGAGAAGAAAUAUGUCACAAGAGUUCGUGCAAUCAAUGCCACUGGUGUCAGUGACCCCUCAGAGAUCUCUGACAGCGUGUUUGCCAAAGACCCUGAUAGCAUUCCUACUCUUGAUCUGCUGACCCAAGACAUUGUGCUGGUUGAGGGUGAGAAAAUACAGCUGAAUGUCCCAUACAAGGCUGUGCCAAAACCCAGCUGGUUCUGGCAGAAGGACAGCGCAGAAUUAAAGGGUGACGACAAAGUUGCUCUGAGCUGUGAACUUACCGCAGCUCAUAUUGAGAUUGCUAAAUGUGCACCCUCAGAUGCUGGGGUAUACACUGUGACUCUGGAGAACCAUCUUGGAUCAGUCACUGGAACUGUCAAUGUCAAAGUCAUAGGCCUACCAGGACAGUGUGGAGAAAUAGUUGCAAGCGAUAUCACCAAGAAUUCUUGCAAGCUCUCCUGGAAGCCUCCAGAGCACGAUGGAGGAACACCCAUUCUCCACUAUGUUGUGGAACGCAGAGAAGCCAGCAAGAAGACUUAUGUCCCCGUGAUAUCUGCAGAGAAAGAAACAAGCUGCAUGGUUGUUGACCUGCUCUUUAAUUUGCAAUACUACUUCAGGGUCAAAGCUGUGAAUAAAGUUGGAGUUGGGGAGUAUACCGAGAUUCGCAACCCUGUGAUCAUAGAAGAGCAGAAGCAGCCACCAGAUCCACCCGUUAACAUUGAAGCCCAUGACCCCAGCUCUCAGUCCGUCACUUUGACUUGGCAAGCACCAGAGAGUGAUGGUGGCUGCACCAUCAUGGGAUACAUUUUGGAGAAGAUUGAAAAGGAUGGAGACAGGUUUGAGAGAUGCAAUGAGGACCCAGUACCUGGAUUUUCUUUUGUCCUGAAGGGCUUGAAUGAGGGGAAGGAGUACCAGUUCCGGGUCCGUGCUGAGAAUACCUGUGGACUCAGUGACCCAUCCCACAGUACUCCGCUUGUAAAAGCUGCUGACCCAGUGGAUCCACCCAAGGUCUCCCUCAAAGGAAGCAUGCUGUAUGGCCUGAGUGUCAAAUCUGGUGAUGAGAUCAAGAUAGAUGCUCGCAUCUCUGGGUCCCCGUACCCAAUGGUAUCGUGGUUCAGGAAUGACGAGGUGCUCAAACCAGAGACUGGAAGGAGGAAGCCAGAUAAGCCAGUUAUAAGAAGGAAGGUGAAAGGUGCUCCUCUUGAGCCAGAGGAACCCUACCAUCCAUCCAUUGAGGAGCGCCUUUCCUUUGACCUCAGCCAGAGGGGUGAAACCAGUAUAAUGAUACGUGACUCCAUAAGGAAAGACCAUGGAAAGUUCGUCAUUAAGGUCGAGAAUGCCCAUGGCUCUGCAACUGCGUCCUGUGACGUCAAUGUGCUUGAUAAACCUGGAAAACCAGUGAAUUUUGCCUUUGAAGAUAUCAGAAACACUUCUGUUGUUUGUAAGUGGGAUCCACCUGUGGAUAACGGUGGCAGUGAAAUCCUUAACUACAUCGUGGAGAAAAAAGACGCCACAAAGGAUGACACUGGAUGGGUCAACAUAUCCUCAGCUGUGAAGGGCUGCACUGUUCCCGUGACUAAUCUCAUUGAAGGGAAGGAGUACAUCUUCCGAGUCACUGGGGAAAAUAAAUUUGGUCCUGGACCUCCUUGUUACUCGACAAAACUUUUGGCUAAAAAUGAGUUUGAACCACCUGAGGCCCCCAACAUGCCAAAAACUGUGGAUGUUACUGCUAACAGCAUGUUAGUCACUUGGCAUGAGCCUAAAGAUAAUGGUAGUCCCAUCCUGGGAUACUGGAUAGAGAGAAAAGAAAUUAGCAGCAAAAACUGGACCAGGGUGAACCGCAGCCUGCUUAAUUCUUUGGAAGUCAGGGCUGAAGGUCUCAUGGAAGGCUUGACCUAUGUAUUCCGAGUCUGUGCUGAGAACUUAGCUGGUUCUGGAAACUUCAGUGUCCCUACAGACCCCAGUAUUGCACAAGACCCUAUCUUACAACCUGGUCCACCUGUUCCAAGUAUUGUUGACACAACUAACUCUACCAUUGAUGUGCGAUGGGACCCUCCCUUGUUCAAUGGUGGUGGAGACAUUCUUGGGUAUCAUGUUGAGAAAACUGUGGUAGGAGAAAAAGUCUGGUCCCGAUCAACAGAAAGGCUCUGCAAAGACCGCAAGUUUACUCUAACAGGGCUCACAGAGGGAGCUGAUUACAUUGUGCGUGUCAUGGCUGUCAAUGAUGCCGGUGAAGGAGUUCCUGGCCUGACUGAUACUGUCACAGUAAAAGAACCUCAAGAGACUCCAAAUGUUGAUUUUGACUUGACUGUGAAAAACAGUGUCAUUAUCCGGGCUGGGGAAUCACUAAGGCUGAUUGCUCACAUUACGGGCCGGCCAACCCCUGAGGUGCAGUGGGUAAAAGAGGAUGGGGAGCUGGACAAAGAGCGUGUUGUCAUAGAAACCGAAGGAAAGACCAGCGUACUUAUGAUCAAGGAUGCCUUGAGGACAGAUUAUGGCAAGUACAAGGUUACUGGCACAAACGCAAGUGGAACCACUACUGCAGAAACAAGAGUGGAUGUCAUGGAUGUCCCAGGGCCUGUGCUGGAUCUGAAGCCUGUGGUUGUAACCAAAAGGAUGAUUUUAAUGAGCUGGGCCGAUCCUAUUGACAAUGGUGGAAGUGAUAUCAUUGGCUAUGUUGUUGAAAGGAAAGAUGCAAAAAUGCAUAUAUUUAGACAGCCUCUUGAAACUUCUACAAGUAAAUGUGAGAUUGUUGGGCUGCUUGAAGGAGAGGAGUACAUGUUCCGAGUUGUGGCAAAGAACAAGUAUGGCAAUGGACCCCCAUGUGAUCUGGGUCCUAUUCUUGCUGUGGAUCCAAUAGGUACCCCAUCUGCCCCUGACAGAUUCCAUUACACUGAAAGGACCAAGUCAUCAGUUACUUUAUCCUGGAAUCCACCUCGUAGUGAUGGGGGAAGUCCUAUUCAUGGAUACUAUGUUGAGAAAAGAAGACAAGAUGGAGGAGAGUUUGAGAUUGCAAACCAUCAGAUGUGCAGGGACACUGUUUUAACAAUAGAAAACCUCAAAGAAUAUGAAACAUAUGACUUCCGUGUAAAGGCAGUUAAUGAGGUUGGGAAUGGUGAACCCUCACAAGAACUCACUACCACGAUUCAAGAUGAUGAAGUUGGUCCAUUAGUGACACUGCUGAAACAGAUCAAGGGAAAUACCCUUAUUGUGAAGAAUGGCGAUCCCACUGAAAUUUCUGCGGAGGUGACUGGUCUCCCAUUGCCCAAGAUUGAAUGGCUCAAAGAUGGGGUGGUCAUUGAGCAACCAAGUGAAAUCGUUUUGAUCAAAACAGAGGAGGUGCAACGGAUGAAAGUUACAACUAAGUUAAGCAUGCCAGCAACAGGAAGAAUGGAUAAAGGCUUCUACACUCUUUCUGCCUCCAACUCCCAUGGCACGGCUAUUCAGAACAUAAGGGUUAUCAUAUACGACUGCCCCUUGCCACCACGAAACAUUGUAGUAUCUGAUAUCAAAGCUGAAUCCUGCUAUCUCACCUGGGAUGCACCAGAAGAUAAUGGAAGCAGUGACAUGACGAACUAUAUCAUUGAUAAGAGGGAUGCCAGCAAGAAGAAGUCAGAUUGGGAGGAUGUCACCAGCUGUGUUAUUGACAGGCGAUAUGCGAUUUCCAAACUUGAACCCAACGGAACUUACCAAUUCAGAAUCCGAGCCGAAAACAAGUAUGGAAUAAGUGAUGGCUGUGAGUCUGAGAAAGUUGUUCUGAAGGAUCCGUUUGGCUUUCCUGGUCCACCGUUAAAUGCCCGGAUCGUUUCACGUACUCGGAAUUCCAUGCUGGUACGGUGGGAGCCCCCCAAGGACAACGGUGGUUCUACCGUCCAAGGCUAUUGGUUGGAGAAGAGAGAGCGUGGAGCUGUUUACUGGAGUCGUGUGAACAGGGCCCCAGUCACUAAGCCAGCAGUGAAAGGUCUGGAAUUCAACGUCCUGCGGCUCAUUGAGGGCAUCGAGUAUCAGUUCCGUGUCAUGGCCUGCAAUGCUGCUGGCAUUGGGCCCCACAGUGAAGCAACUGAAUUUGCAUUUGCGAUUGAUCCACGCAAUGUUCCUGGUACACCAUCAUCACCUGAAGUUGCAACCAAAACUAGUGACAGUGUCACACUUGUCUGGAGUGCACCAGAUAAAGAUGGUGGCAGCCCCAUUCAAGGCUAUGUCAUUGAGAUUCAGGACGAGGGCGCAACAGAGUGGAAGAGGUUGAAUGAGCCAGACAAGAUGAGCCUUACCACCCAAUUUACUGUGCCAAAUCUUGAAGAGAACAAAGAAUGCAGGUUCAGGAUUAUUGCGGUCAAUGCUGUUGGUGAAUCUGACCCCAGUGCCAGAUCUAAUGCUGUGGUUGUCCAGGACAUCCAAGAGGAUCCAGUUGUCACACUAGAUGUCAGUUCCCAAGAUCUGUUGUCCUGCCGGGCUGGAUCUACCAUCAGAAUCCCAGUAGUUAUCCAGGGAAGACCUGUUCCCAAAGUUAGAUGGGAGUUUGAAGGUGCUACAAAGACUGAGAAGAAGAAUGAUAUUCAUACACUUUCAAUGGAUUCAGAGGUUCAAUCGACUGACACCACAUCAACUUUAAUCAUCCCAGAGAGUAAGUUAAGUCAUUCUGGCAGGUACAUCAUCACAGCUGAAAACAAAGCUGGACAGAAAGUUGUUAAAGUCAGAGUUAACGUCAUUGAUUUGCCUGGACCACCAAGGGAAAUUAAAGUUAGUGAUAUCACAAGAGGCUCAUGCAGACUUACCUGGAAACCUCCUGUCAAUGAUGGUGGUAUGAGAAUUAUGAGUUACUUUAUUGAGAAGAAAACAGUGGAGGGAAAGGCCUGGACAAAAGUGAACCCAGCAUGUGCCACUCAGUCCUUUGUGGUGCCAGAUCUCAUUGCUGGUCAGGAUUACCUGUUCCGCAUCCGUGCAGAGAACAACCUUGGCCUUGGGCCGCACAUUGACACCAUCCAGAGGACAACAGCCAGGGACCCCAUCCAUCCUCCGGAUGCUCCUACAAGAGUUAAGAUCAGGGAGGUGACCAAGAGCACAGUAACUCUGACAUGGAAGGCACCCAAGAAUGAUGGCGGUGCCCCUGUAACACACUACAAUGUUGAGCGUCUCUACUGGGAUGCCUCUGGGACACAAAAGGAGACCUGGAGACAAUGCAACAGGCGUGACAUUGAGGAGACCACUUUCAAGGUUGAAGACCUCAACGAAGGAGGGGAAUAUGAGUUCCGUGUCAAGGCUGUGAAUGAUGCUGGUUCUAGCAAACCAUCCUCCACCGCUGGACCAGUCACUGUCAAAGACCAAACAUGUACACCUUCUAUUGAGCUUGAUGAAUUCAUGGAAGUGGAACAGGGGAAUGACAUCAGCAUAGUUGCUAAAAUUAGGGGUUGCCCUUUCCCCACCAUCAUGUGGCAGAAGGCCCCACCACAUCGGGCUGAUGAUAAAGCUGAUGUGCAAUAUGACGAACAUAUCAACAAACUGGUGUCAGACAGUAGCUGCACAUUGCUGAUCCAGCAGGGAACCAGAGCAGACACUGGCUUAUAUACCAUCACAGCCAAGAACAACCUCGGGAUUGCCUCCAAAGAAAUGAGACUCAACGUGUUAGGGCGCCCUGGAGCACCGUCAGCACCCAUAAAAUUUGAGGAAGUGUCUGCUGACAAGAUUUCUUUGUCCUGGCUUCCCCCGAAGGAUGAUGGGGGUUCAAAGGUCACCAACUAUGUAAUUGAGAAGCGGGUGGCCAACAGGAAGACAUGGAUUCAUGUUACCAGUGAACCCAAACAACGCAUAUACACAGUGGAGAACUUGAUGAAUGGCUACGAAUAUGUGUUCCGGGUCCGGGCUCAGAACAAAUAUGGUGUUGGAGAUCCUCUAGAUAGUGAAACUGAGAAGGCCAGGAAUAUUUACUUACCCCCUGGGCCAUGUGAAAAGCCAACUAUUUCAAGUGUAACCCAUGAGUCGAUGACAGUCAACUGGGAAGAGCCAGAAGAUGAUGGUGGAUCGCCAGUCACUGGUUACUGGCUGGAACGCAAAGAGACAACCGCGAAACGGUGGAACAGGGUGACACGUGACCCCAUUCGGAUCAUGCCCCUUGGCGUGUCCCACAACAUGCGGGGUCUCAUCGAAGGGUCAGAGUACCAGUUCCGUGUAACACCAAUAAAUGUAGCAGGGUGCGGCCCACCCAGCAUGCCAUCAGAUCCGGUCUUUGCCAGAGACCCUAUGGUUCCUCCUGGUGCCCCUACUCCCAAAGUAACUGAUUGGUCUAAAUCGGCAGUUUAUUUGGAAUGGAUCCCACCACUUAAAGAUGGUGGAUCAAAGAUCAUUGGAUAUGUUGUUGAAUACAAAGAAGAAGGCCAAGAAGAAUGGAAAAAGGCUAUGGAUAAGGAAGUGAGAGGCACAAAAUUAGCAGUGACUGGACUGAAGGAGCUUGGAUUUUUUAGGUUCAGAGUCAGUGCAUUAAAUGCCGCUGGUUUUGGUGAACCUGGUGAUGUCACUGAUGUGAUUGAAGUCAAAGACAGGAUAAUUGCUCCUGAGGUGGAUCUGGAUGUUUCUGUGAAAGAAAGGAUGGUCAUUCAUGUGGGUGGUGAAUUCAAUAUCUUGGCCUAUUACUGGGGCAAGCCUGCACCCCAGAUCACAUGGGAUAGGGAUGGAUACUCAAUGCCACCAGAAGCAGUCAUUGAAACCACUGCAACUAGCUCUUCUGUUACACUGAAAAAAUGCUCCAGAAAAGAUAAAGGCACUUAUACUUUGACAGCUAAGAAUGAAGCAGGUGAAAUGAAGAAAGCUGUUAUUGUGGAUGUGUUAGAUGUUCCUGGCCCAGUUGGUGUACCCCUAUCCACAGAAAAUCUCUCCAGUGACUCUUGUAAAUUAAACUGGUUUUUUCCUGAAAAUGAUGGUGGUUCACCCAUUAGUAAUUUCAUCAUUGAGAAAUGUGAUGCUGAACGCAAGACCUGGACUCCAGCAUUUUAUGAGGCCACCAGGCAGAGUGCUGUUAUCCGUGGGCUGGUACCUGGAAAGGCUUACUUCUUCAGAGUCGCAGCUGAAAAUGUGGUUGGAAUGGGCCCAUUUGUGAAAACUGCUGCAGAAAUAAUCAUCAGGGAAAAAAUUUCUCCACCUGAGCGUCCUGAGGAGUUGGAAGUCACAGCUAUCACAAAGGAUUAUAUCAGCUUGGUUUGGAAUCCACCAAAGUCCGAUGGAGGCUCUGAAGUCACUAUGUAUAUUCUGGAAGCUCGUUCAGUUGGAAAGGACAAGUUCAUAAGACUCACAAAAGAAAAGCUGAUGGGAAGGAAAUUUACAUAUGAUGGUCUCCGAGAGGGGGAUUCCUAUGAAUUCCGGGUCAGUGCAGUGAAUGAGGUUGGUCAGGGAAAGCCAUCUUUCUGCACCAAAGCAAUCACCUGCAGGGACCAGCUUGAACCCCCGUCGAUUGAAGUUGAUUUCCGUGACAAGCUAAUUGUGCGUGUCGGGGAGUCCUUUGCUCUCCAGGGUCGCUACACUGGAAAACCAGCACCAUCAGUCACAUGGUUCCAAGAUGACAAGGAGCUUAAAGCUGAUAGCCACACCAAGCUAAAGAACACAUUAACAACAAUGUGUGUUUGUGUCAUGAAGGCAAAGCGAGAGCACAGUGGCCGGUACUGCGUACGUGUGGAGAACAGUACAGGCUUACGCAAAGGGAUCUGUAAUGUGAUAGUUGUUGAUCGUCCACAACCUCCAGAAGGCCCAGUAGAGUUUGAGGAAGUUCACAGAGAUCACAUGGUGAUUUCCUGGAAACCUCCUCUAGAUAAUGGUGGAAGUGAAAUUUCAAAUUAUGUUGUUGAGAAGAAGGAAGCAAGUAGGGAUAUCUGGUUGUCCGUGACAUCUGCAACCACAAAGACAACCUGCAAAGUUCCCAAACUGAUCGAAGGCAAAGAAUACAUUAUUAGAGUCUGUGCUGAGAACAUGUAUGGCAUCAGUGAUGCACUGGAGUCUGAAGAAAUGAGGGCCAAAGACCGUUUCAGAGUGCCCAGUGCACCUGAGCUUCCUGUUGUCCAGGAAGUUUUCAAGAACUCAGCACUUGUGAUUUGGACUCGACCUCGAGAUGGUGGCAAGCCCAUAACAAACUACGUCUUGGAGAAGAAGGAGACCUCAUCGAAAAGAUGGUCACGUGCCACUCGAGACCCUAUUUAUCCAGACACUCAGUACAGGGUACAGGAUCUCACAGAAGGCUGUGAAUAUGAAUUUCGGGCCAUGGCGGAAAAUGAAAUGGGGCUUGGUGACCCUAGUGAACCAUCUAAACCUGUCAUUGCCAAAGAUCCAACUGUCCUCCCAAGCCCUCCUGUCCUUCCUGAAGUUGUUGACAAGACUAAAGAUUCAGUUAGUCUGUCCUGGCAACCACCUCGCCAUGAUGGCAAGGGAAAACUCUUUGGAUAUCUUAUUGAGUAUCAGAAGAUCGGCGAUGAAGAAUGGACAAAGGCAAAUGAGACUCCAGAAUCAUGCCCGGAAACAAAGUUCAUAGUAACUAAUCUUGUAGAUGGACAGUUGUACAGAUUCAGGGUCAUGGUUGUAAAUGCAGCAGGGAAUUCUGAACCUGCAUAUGUCAAGGAAGAUGUGAACGUGCAGGACAGAUUGGAGCCUCCUGAGCUGCUGCUUGAUGCCAACAUGGCUCGUGAUCAUCUUGCUAUGGUAGGAACAGACAUUGUUCUCAGUGCCCGUAUUAAGGGCAUGCCAAUCCCAAAAGUCACAUGGAAGAAGAAUGACGCAGAAGUCCCUGAACGAGCCAGCAUUGAGACCACUGUUCAUGGGAGCAAAUUGCAGAUGCUUAACUGCCAGCGCUCAGACUGUGGCAAUUAUACAAUAACCAUGGAAAAUGCAGCUGGAUCAAAGUCAGCCACGUGCACUGUGCUUGUGUUAGAUAAACCUAGUCCACCCAGGAAUCUGAACAUCUCUGAAGUGACAAGCGAAACAGCCUAUCUCAGCUGGCAAGAGCCGGAGGAUGAUGGAGGGGCUGUUAUUUCUAACUAUGUGGUGGAGAAGAGAGAUGUGGCUUCUGACCAGUGGAUCCCCGUCUGUGCCUCCUCCAAAAAGCGCACUUUAAUGGCUCUGUACUUAGUAGAGGGCACCCAGUAUAUGUUCCGUGUCGCAGCUGAAAACCAAUUUGGCAGGAGUGCAUACCUUUCAGCAAAGAAACCCAUUAAGGCUGUUGAUCCUCUGUAUCCACCUGGUCCACCAAAGAAUUUGCAUCAUGUGGACGCAGAAAAAACUGAAGUCUGGCUUCAGUGGGACUGGCCAGACCGUACAGGUGGAAGUGAUAUCACAGGAUUUUUAGUUGAGUACCAAGAGGAAGGCGCAAAAGACUGGAUCACUCACAAAACUGUGACUAGAAAUGAAACCCACAUUACUGGACUUGAGGAAGGAAAGACUUACAGAUUCCGUGUGAAAGCAGAAAAUGCAAUUGGCUUGAGCCGUCCUGAUACCACAGUACCUAUUGUCUGUGAGGGGAAACUAGUGGCACCAACAAUUGAAGUUGAUGUGAAGCUAAUUGAGGGUAUUGUGCUAAAAUCUGGCAGCACCAUUACUCUUCCAGCCAAAAUGAAAGGCAUUCCUAUCCCUAUGGCAAAGUGGAUGAGUGAUGGAAAGGAGUUGCAGACAGGAGACAAGAUUGACAUUAAAACAGAGGAUUCUUCAACCGUGCUCAGCAUUAAAGAAUGUACACGAAUGGACUCUGGAGAGUAUCUUCUUACAGUAUCCAACUGUGCUGGAAGCAAGACAGUUCCUCUACAUGUGACAGUCCUUGAUGUACCAUCAGCACCCACUGGUCCUGUUAACAUUCUUGAGAUUACCCCUGAUCACAUGGUCAUAAACUGGCGCCCCCCUAAAGAUGAUGGUGGAACACCUUUGAUGAGUUAUAUUGUUGAGAAGAAAGAUUCCAAAAGGCCAUGGGAGCCAUGGGGUGUUAUGAGUUCUGAAAGCAUCAGCACCCAGGCUAAGAUCCCACGUUUGCAGAAGGGUCGUGAAUACAUUGUACGCAUUCGUGCAGAGAAUAAGAUUGGUAUUGGAGCCCCUCUUGAAAGUCCACCAACCACGGCCAAACACAUGUUUGAUCCACCUAGUUCUCCAGGUCCACCAACGGCUUAUGACAUUACAGAAAAUGCUAUGACCCUAGAAUGGGAAAUUCCACUUUCUGAUGGUGGUAGUCCAGUCAGUGGUUAUAUUGUUGAACGCAGGGAAAUGACAGGAAAAUGGAUUCGUGUUAACAAAACACCUGUUUUGGAUGUCAGAUACAGAGUGUCUGGACUUUUUGAGGGCAACACAUAUGAAUUCAGGGUAUUUGCUGAAAACAUUGCUGGCAUCAGUGAACCUUCCCCAGUGUCAGAUCCAUUUAAAGCCACACGUCCAAUUACCAAACCAGGACCUCCAAGCAAUCUCAAACUCAAGGACUGGGGCAAAUCCUAUGCUGACAUUGUUUGGACAAAACCUGCAAGAGAUGGUGGCAGCCCUGUCUUGGGAUAUGUUGUUGAAUGCCAGAAAGCUGGCACAUCACAGUGGAAUAAAAUUAAUAAGGAUGAGCUUAUUAAGCAGUGUACAUUUAGAGUGCCAGGUUUAAUUGAAGGAACAGAAUACAGAUUGCGAGUUAGGGCUACCAAUAAGAUUGGUGAAGGGGAACCAAAAGAAUUAGCUGAAACGGUUCUUGCUAAAGAUAUCCUUGUUCCUCCAGAGAUCAUGGUUGAUGCUUCCUGUCGUGACCAUUUGACAGUCAGAGCUGGUCAGACUAUUACUCUUGCUGCUCGUAUUAAAGGGCGGCCUGAUCCAGAAAUUACCUGGACUAAAGAUGCAAGGGUGCUAGGCAGAGAUAAGCGCACUGAGAUGAACAAAAACUUCCCUUUUGUUGAUUUGGUUAUUCGAGAAGCAACCAGAGCAGACUAUGGAAAGUAUGCAAUUCAAGCGAAGAAUGUCAGUGGUCAGGCACAGGCUACCAUUAUUGUGAACGUGCUUGACACACCAGGACAGUGUCGCAAUCUCAAGACAACUUAUGUGACAAAGGAUUCCUGCAUGGUGUCAUGGGAGAAUCCAGAAGACAAUGGAGGCACAGAAAUUACAAAUUACAUUAUUGAAAUCCGCCAACCAAGCCAAAGAACUUGGUCUGUGAUCUCCAAUGAUUGUACGAAACGCCUUAUUAAGGCACCACUUAUGGAAAACUGUGAAUAUUUAUUCCGUGUCAGUGCAGAAAACAAAUGUGGUCCCGGACCAACAACUGAGACUAGGACAGCAAUUAUGGCAGUUGACCCAGUUGAAAAGCCUGGUGACCCAGAGAAUUUGCAUAUUGCUGAUAUUGGGAAGACAUUUGUCUUCCUUAAGUGGAAAAAACCUGAUUAUGAUGGUGGCAGCCGUAACCUGAGCUAUCAUGUUGAGAGGAAACCAAAAGAGGCUGAGGAAUGGGAAAGAUUGCACAAGGGAGCAAUCAAAGAGACAUACUUCAUGGCUGACAGGUGUAUUGAAAACCAAAUAUACCAGUUCAGAGUGCAAACUAAGAAUGAAGGAGGGGAAAGUAACUGGGUGAAUAUGGCAGAGAUCCUUGUCAAAGAAGAUGUAAUAGAACUGCAAAUUGAUGUUAAAUUAGAAGGUGUUCUUGCUGUAAAAGCUGGUGAUUCAAUUAAGAUUGAAGCUGGGCUCAAAGGAAAACCCCAGCCUGAGGUUAAAUGGCUUAAGGAAAAUGAUACAGGAGACAUUAACAAGAAUCCAAGACUUCAUGUUGACACUGGUGUGGAUUUCUCUAAAUUCCUUAUGACAAAUGCAAAACGUGAAGACAGUGGAAAAUACAUAAUUACUGCCACUAAUGCUAUUGGAAGCUGCUCUGCUCAUGCUGUUUUGAAUGUGCUGGACAAACCAGGUCCUGUCAGAAACCUGGAAGUAUCUGGCAUUUCAGUGGACCGUUGCAAACUGACGUGGGAACUUCCAGAAGAUGAUGGUGGUUGUGAUAUAAUGAAUUACAUUCUAGAAAAAUGUGAGACAAAGAGAAUGGUUUGGUCAGUUCAUUCAGCAGCGAUCAUUACCAAUUCUGCCAGUGUAACGCGUCUUGUGGAAGGGAAUAAGUACAUCUUCAGGGUACGAGCUGAGAACAAGAUGGGGGCUGGCCCUACAGUGGAGAGUGACGCUGUUGUGGCUAAGACUCAGUUCAGUAGACCUGGCCCGCCAGACCCACCUGAGGUCACUAGAGUUGCCAAGGAGGAAAUGACUGUUUCAUGGUGUCCUCCAGAGAAUGAUGGUGGGAAGACCAUCACAGGUUACAUCUUGGAGCGAAAAGAGCAGCAUGCCAUCCGAUGGUCUCCAGUGACAAAGAGUCCUAUCCCACAGACACACAUGAAUGUCACUAACUUGAUUCCUAAUCAUGAAUAUCAGUUCCGUGUUAAGGCUGAAAAUGAAAUUGGAUUGGGAGAACCUAGCAAGCCUUCAAGAGCUGUGAUUGCCAAGGUUGCACUUGAGCCUCCUGGUCCUCCAACCAAUUUGAAAGUUAUUGACAGCACAACAACCUCAAUCACACUUAGGUGGGUGAAACCUGACUCUGAUGGUGGAGCCCCUAUAAUUGGAUAUGUAGUUGAAAUGAAACAUAAAUUGCUUAAAAAAGCAGAAGAAACCUGGAAAAGAUGCAAUGUAGCUGCUCAGCUGACCGUCACAGAAUUCACUGUGACAAGCUUGGAUGAACAAAUGGAGUAUGAAUUUCGCGUCUCUGCUCAAAACCAAGUUGGCAUGGGCAAUCCUACUAGUCUCAAGGAAGCUGUGUCACCUCGGGAGAUACUUGUUACACCUGAGAUUGACUUGGAUGCCAACUUGAGAAAGGGUAUCACUGUCAGAGCUGGCUGUCCCAUCCGGCUUUUUGCCACAGUAAGGGGAAGACCUGCCCCCAAAGUGACCUGGAGAAGAAUGGGUAUUGACAAUGUGGUCAGAAGAGCUCGUGUAGAUCUAAUCGACACCAUGACCUUUAUGGUUAUUGCUGACAGCACACGUGAUGAUUCUGGCAAAUAUUCUUUGACGCUCACAAGUCCAGCUGGGGAGAAGGCUGUGUUUGUGAAUGUCAAAGUACUGGAUACUCCAGGCCCUGUACUGGGUUUGGAUGCUGUGGAUGUCACAAUGACAUCCUGUGAGCUCACCUGGUCCCCACCUGAGUGUGACGGUGGCAGUGAGGUUACACACUAUAUAGUUGAAAAGCGUGAAAUUGACAGAAAGACCUGGGGAACAAUUAAAAAUGAUGUGAAGAAGACCAGCAUGAAAAUCAGCAACCUUAUUGCAGGCACAGAAUAUUAUUUCAGAGUUAUAGCCGUCAACGAGUAUGGUGAUGGUGUACCCUGUGUUACACCAAGGUCUUACCUGGCAUCUGACCCUAUCAGUAAGCCUGACCCACCAAUGAAAAUGGAUGUACUGGAAAUAUCAAAGACCAGUGCAACAUUAGGGUGGGUGAAACCACUCAGGGACGGAGGAUCUAAGAUCGAUGGUUAUGUAGUUGAUUACCAUGUGGUAGUUCCACCAAAGGAGCCUGUGGAAGGUGAACCUGUAGUGAAAAAGGAAGAGAAACCUGCAGUUGAAUGGACACCAUAUUCUGUGGUCAAAGAUUUAACCAUUGUUAUUGUUGGACUUAAAGAGGGCAAGAAGUACAGGUUCAGAGUGGCAGCGAGGAAUGCAGUGGGUUGUAGUUUGCCUACAGAAACCAAGGAAGAGUUUGAAAUGAAGGAACAAAUGUUGCCACCAACAAUUAUUAUGCCUGAUGCUAUGACGGCAAAAGCAGGAGAAAGACUCAGAGUGGAGGCUCUGGUAUCUGGGAAGCCAGCACCAGUCUGCAAGUGGAAGCGGGGAGACAGUGAUGUGGUUCCGUCUAGCCGCCUUGCUGUGCACAAAUCUCACAAUUGUUGUGUGCUCAUCAUCAAAGAUGUCUCGAGGCAGGACACUGGCGAGUAUAGUCUUCUGGCUGAAAACAGCACAGACAGAAUUGAGCACAUGCUGAAAUUGACCAUCAAGGAUAUCCCUGGUCCACCACAGCCACCAUUCAAGAUCAGUGACAUAGAUGCUGAUGCCUGCACACUGUCUUGGAGUCCACCACUCGAGGAUGGUGCAAGUAACAUCACAAAUUACGUGGUGGAAAAGUGUGAUGUCAGUCGAGGUGACUGGGUCUCUGCCGUUUCGUCCUGUGGCAAGAUCGGCUGCCGAAUUGGGAAGCUUGUACCAGGAAGGGAGUACAUGUUUCGUGUCCGAGCUGAGAACCGCUUUGGCAUUUCAGACUCUAUCACAUCUGAAAGAAUGGUUGCUAAAUUCCCCUUUGAUGUGCCAGGUGAAUCCUUGAACUGUCGCAUUAACAAAGUCAACAAAGACUGCAUGUUUGUGGCCUGGGACAGACCAGAAAGUGAUGGUGGCAGUCCCAUUACUGGCUACUACAUUGAACGCAAAGAGAGGAACAGCCUUCUGUGGGUGAAGGCCAAUGACACAGUGGUUCGUACUACAGAAUAUCCCUGUGCUGGCCUGAUUGAAGGCUUGGAGUACACCUUCAGGGUGUCUGCCAUAAACCGCGCUGGACAGGGUAAACCAAGCAAAAAAACAGAAUUUGUUACAGCAAGAACACCAGUGGAUUCCCCUGGAAAACCUGAGGUGCUUGAUGUAACUAAGAAUUCAGUGACUUUGGUCUGGGCCCGGCCGAAGCAUGAUGGGGGCAGCAAGAUCAUCGGGUAUUAUGUUGAAGCCCUGAGGAUUCCUGAUGACAAAUGGAUCCGCUGUAACAUCAGCAGCCAGAACGUGCCCAGGGAAGAGUAUAUCGCAACUGGUCUAGAAGAGGAAUGCCAGUACCAAUUCCGAAUCAUUGCCAAGACUGCAGUAAACCUCAGCAGACCUUCCGAAGUGUCUGAUACUGUCCUUGUCUCUGCAGAAAAUGUCCCACCAAGAAUUGAAAUUGGACUUCAAAUGAAGAAGAUGCUCCCUGUGAAAGCUGGAUCAAAUGUCUGCCUGGAGGCUGAAGUUUUUGGAAAACCGAUGCCAAAGGUUACUUGGAAGAGGAAUGGGGAGGUAUUGAAAGCUGCUGAAGGUGUGGAGAUGAAACAGAAACGAUACCUUUUCCAGCUGGAAAUGCUAUCGGUGACAAAAAAACACACUGGAGAGUAUACUGUUCUAGCAGAAAAUGCAAGUGGUUCUAAAACAAAUGAAAUUAGCCUGACAAUUCUGGAUAUACCUGGCCCACCAGCUUCAAUCAAGUUUGGAGAAGUGGGUUCUGAUCGUGCCCAGCUAAUUUGGGAGCCACCAAAGGCAGAUGGUGGUUGUCCAGUCACAAACUACAUAAUUGACAAACGUGACACCAGUAGAGCUGAGUGGGCACAGGUUACAGCCAAAGUUGACAGCAAGUUCACUGACUUCUUGGUGGAAAGGCUGAUUGAGGGUCGCGAGUAUCAGUUCCGCAUCCGUGCUGAGAACAAGUGUGGGACUGGUGAAGGAAUCCUGAGCAACACUACUGUGGCUAAGAAUCCAUUCAAUGUUCCUGAACCUUGUGAGCCACCUAUUAUUACUAAUAUCACAAAGGAUAACAUGACAGUCAGUUGGAAAGAACCAGCCAGUGAUGGCGGCUCCACCAUACUCGGAUAUGUUGUUGAGAAGCGGGUGACCAAGGAUAUCAAAUGGACAAAACUCAACAAAAAGGCAGUAGCAGAGAGAACAAUAAAAGCAAGUGAUCUUUCAGAAGGGGCUGAGUAUGAGUUCAGAGUCAUUGUUGUCAACAAAGCUGGUUUAAGCAAACCAAGUGACCCAUCAAAUGCUGCCCUUGCUCAUGAGCCAUUACAUCCUCCAGGACCACCAGUAUCACCAAAGGUUGUUGAUACAACAAACAGCACAAUUAUCCUGACCUGGACCAAACCUUCCCAUGAUGGUGGAUGCAACAUUUUGGGCUACCUAGUUGAGUUUAAGCGAGCAGACAGUGGUGACUGGAUAAGGUGCAACGUACCCAAGAAUCUCCAGGAGACAAAGUACACUAUAACUGGGCUGCUUGAAAAUACAGAAUACAAGGUCCGGGUGACAGCUGUGAAUAAAGCUGGGUUUGGUGAACCAAGUGAAGUUCCAGGAACACAUCUGGCAAAGGAAGUUUUAAUUGCUCCUGAAGCAGAUCUUGAUGAAGAGCUGAAGAAAACACUGGAGCUGCGUGCUGGGAUGCCUAUGAGAUUUCACAUUCCUCUGAGAGGCCGCCCCGCUCCCAAAGUGACCUGGGCUAAAAUGAACACCAAUAUUAAGAACAGACAGGGAAUCGUAAUCAGGACGACUGACAUAGACACCCUGGUGUAUGUUGAAAAAGUGAACAGAUAUGAUGCUGGAAAAUAUGUUUUGAAUCUGGAGAGUACAACUGGGAUGAAAAUGUACACAAUCACUGUCAAGGUUUUUGAUACCCCUGGACCACCUAUUAAUUUGAUGGUGAAAGAGACCUCUAAAGACAGUGCAUCCAUUUCCUGGGAUACUCCUCUAAUUGAUGGUGGAAGCCCAGUGAAGAAUUACAUUGUUGAAAAGCACGACAUAGAGAGAAAGUCAUGGUCCAGAGUUUCAGCUGAGUGUGCAAAAACAUCAUUCCUGAUUCAAGACUUGGACCCCGGAAGAUCCUAUUGUUUCAGAGUCUUCGCUGAAAACGAAUUUGGCAUUGGAGAGCCAUGUGAGACUGGUGAUGCAGUGCGAGCCUCAGAGCAACCUGGACCAGUUAAAGACUUUAAAGCAUUGCUGGUUACCAAGGAUUCAUGCACACUUGCUUGGAAGAAACCAAUUAGUGAUGGUGGAAGUAGGAUCAUGGCAUACAUCUUGGAGGUCAAGAAUGGUGAUGAUAGGUGGAAGGUGCUGAUGAGGUCAAAAAACAUGCAGUAUAGUGCCAAAGACCUCGUAGAAGGAAGGGAAUAUUUAUACAGAGUAAAGGCAUUGAAUGAUUCUGGAGAGGGUGCAAUAAAGGAGCUUAACAUUGUGGCUAAAGAUGUCAUUGUUCCACCUGGAUGUGACUUAAGAGAGCUGCCAAACUUAAACUACAUUGCAAAAGAGGGCAGUACUGUACGGCUCAAAAUACCAAUCAUAGGGAAACCGGUCCCUACUGUUUCCUGGAAGAAGGGAGAUGACACUACCUUGACCGACAUGGGUCGUGUGUGUGUCGAGUCCACUCCUGUCAACACGACCCUGUUCAUCCGCGACUGUCAAAGAGGCGAUGCCUCUAAGUAUACCAUCACUUUAAGAAACAGUGCCGGCACCAAAGAGUCCAACAUCUUUGUUAGGGUUGUUGGAAAGCCCGGAAUGCCAGCCGGACCCAUCAAGUUUAAAGAAGUCACUGCUGAUGGUGCCACAUUGAAAUGGGGUGCACCAAAGGAUGAUGGUGGAUCAGAAAUAACCAACUAUAUUCUUGAGAAGCGGGAUUCUGUAACUAACAUGUGGGUUACAGUCGCUUCAAAUGUGGACACAAACAUUUUUAGAGUGACAGAUCUUCAUGAAGGAACUGAAUAUAUAUUCCGAAUUAAAGCUGAAAAUAAGUACGGGAUUGGGGAAGGCUUAAAAUCUGAUGAAGUUGUGGCUAAGCAUCCAUUCAAUGUACCUGAUGCGCCACCCGCACCUCAAGUCAUCAGCAUGUGGCACGAUUCUGCAGUUCUUGCUUGGUCUGAUCCAAGGAAAACUGGAGGCUCCCCAAUCACUGGUUAUCAUGUGGAAUUCAAAGAAAGAAACAGCUUGCUGUGGAAGAGAGCCAACCCAGUAGCCUUGAAAAUGAAGGAAUUUAGAGCAGUUGGCCUAACGGAAGGCCUUGAAUAUGAGUUUAGAGUCAUGGCAAUAAACUUAGCUGGUGUUGGUAAACCUAGUGCAUCAACUGAGCCUUUUGUUGCCUUGGAUCCAAUUGAUUACCCAGGUAAACCUGAAGUGAUUAGUGUAACGAAGAAUACCGUAACACUACAGUGGACUGAACCAAAGUAUGAUGGUGGACACAAACUGACAGGCUAUGUUGUUGAGAAGCGUGACCUGCCGGCUAAGGUCUGGAUCAAGGCCAACAAUGUAAAUGUUGUGGACUGUGCAUUCACAGUGACAGAUCUACAAGAGGGCUGCAAGUAUGAAUUCAGAAUAAGGGUAAAGAACGCGGCUGGGGCCAUCAGUCCUCCUUCAGAACAAACUGACACUAUUAUGUGCAAAGAUGAGUAUGAGGCACCAGCUAUCAUUAUUGAUUCCACUGUGAAGGAGGGGCUUAAGGUCAGGGCUGGUGAUACAAUUGUUAUCACUGCCACAAGCAUCUCAGGAAAACCAGCACCAAAGUCUGUGUGGUCCAAAGCGGGUAAAGACUUUAAACCAUCAGAUAUUUGCCAGAUUGAAAUGACGCCGACAUCUUCUACACUGACAAUCAAGUAUGCCAGCAAGAAGGAUUCAGGAGAAUACACAAUCUCUGCCAGCAAUCCAUUUGGGGUCAAGGAGGAGAAUGUUAAAGUGCAGGUGCUGGAUGUGCCUGGACCUACCGGCCCCCUUGAAGCCAGCAGUGUGUCUGCGGAAAAAGUGACUCUGACAUGGACAGCUCCUCAUCAAGAUGGGGGAUCGCCAAUUAAAUCCUACAUUCUAGAGAAGAGGGAGACAAGUCGCCUUCUUUGGACAACUUUGGCUGAGAACAUCACAGAUUGCCAUUUUAUUACUAGCAAGCUCAUCCAAAGCAAUGAAUAUGUCUUCCGUGUUUCAGCUAUAAAUCAAUAUGGUGCUGGUGAAGCAACACUUUCUGAGCCGGUGAAAAUGGUGGAUAGUUUUGGCCCACCGGGUCCUCCAUCAAAACCUGAAACUGAGAAUGUGACGAAUAACUCUGUCACCAUUACAUGGAAGAGACCUGCUGAAGAUGGAGGAAGUGAUAUUAUAGGCUACAGUGCUGAAAAAAAAGAAAGAAAAGGGGCACGAUGGGUCAGGGCCUCAAAGAAGUUGAUUUCAGAGCUUUAUUACAGUGUGCCAGGCCUCACCGAGGGAGUUGAGUAUGAAUUCCGAGUGACUGCAGAGAACAAAGCUGGCCUUGGCCUUCCCAGUGAGGCGUCUCAGCCUGUCAAGACAAAGAAUGUGACAUAUGUACCUGGGCCUCCAGUGAACCCUAGAAUUACAGAUACAACCAAAUCCACAGCUACAUUCAACUGGGGAAAACCCCAGUACGAUGGGGGGCUUGAAAUUACUGGAUAUAUAGUUGAACACAAAAAAGAAGGAGAAGAAGAGUGGGUUAAGGAUAAGUCAGCUACACCACUGAGAAUUACUGAAUUUGUUAUUGCCAAUCUUCAGCCAGGAGGAAAAUACUAUUUUAGAGUGAGUGCAAUGAAUGCAGAAGGAUUUGGUGAAGCAGCUCAGACUGAAGAUCUUAUUGAACUUGUGGAUCGUAUGGAAACACCUGAAUUUGAACUUGAUGCUGAACUCAGAAGGACCCUUGUUGUAAAGGCUGGAAACUCCAUACGUAUAUUUGUGCCCAUCAAAGGUCGCCCACCUCCUGAAGUCACAUGGAUGAAAGAGGAUAUACCACUUAAAGGCAGAGCGCAUAUUGACACCACAGAAUCAUAUACUCUACUGGUUAUCCCGGAUUGCACUAGACGUGAUGCUGGAAAGUAUUUCUUUACAUUAGAGAAUGGUGCUGGAAAGAAUACUGGAUAUGUCAAUGUAAGAGUUUUGGACACACCUGGGCCUCCCCUUAAUUUGAAACCCAUGGAGAUUAAUAAAGAAAGUGUCACUCUACAAUGGGAAAUCCCCGUCAUUGAUGGGGGGUCAAAGAUCACCAACUACAUCAUUGAGAAACGUGAGGCAACCCGGAAAGCAUAUGCUGCUGUCAUCACACAUUGUGCAAAAUGUUCUGUUAGAAUCCCUAAUUUGGCAGAAGGAUCUGAAUAUUAUUUCAGAGUAAGAGCAGAAAAUGACUUUGGCAUUGGUGAGCCUGUUGAAAUGCCGGAUCCAGUCCGAGCUUCACAAGCACCCACUCGUCCGGAAAAAGUCAACAUUGCAGAUAUCACUAAGAAUUCUGUAAGUCUGGUGUGGACAAAGCCAAAGCAUGAUGGUGGCAACAGAAUUACUGGCUAUGUCAUUGAAGCUCAAAAGAAAGGUUCAGAUCAGUGGUCUCAUGUGACUGCUGUAAAAACUUUAGACUAUGUAGUGAAAAAUCUAAAUGAAAAUGAGGAGUAUACAUUCAGAGUCAUGGCUGUUAACAACUCUGGUAGAAGUGAUCCCUGUAACAGCAGGCCAGUUGUGGUUAAGGAACAGAACACAGAACCUGAAUUUGACCUACAUGGAAUCUGCCAUAGGUCAGUGAUUGCCAAGGCAGGAGAUGAUAUAAAGGUUGAGAUUCCUGUUUUUGGUCAUCCAAAACCAAGCAUUUCUUGGAAAAAAGAUGAUCAGACCCUCAAACUGACUCCGAGAGUAAACACUGAAGAUACUCCAGUUUCGACUAUCCUUAGUAUUGGUGAAUGUACAAGAAGUGACAGUGGACAAUACUCCAUUACAGGAAAAAAUAUGCUUGGGACAGUGACAGAAAUCUUUACAGUUAAAGUGCAUGAUAUUCCAGGACCUCCGAAGGGGCCAAUUAAGUUAGACAAAAUAACCCGUACCUAUAUUGUAAUAUCAUGGGAUUCCCCUGAAAAUGAUGGAGGGGUACCAAUUAACAAUUACAUUGUUGAAUUGCGUGAAACCACAAGCACAACAUGGCUAGAGCUCUCUUCAACAGUGAUUCGCACAACAUUUAAAGCUGACUGUCUCACUACAGGGCUUGAGUAUCAGUUCCGUGUUAAAGCCAAAAACAGAUAUGGUGUUGGACCACCGAUCACCUCAGAAUCUGUGGUUGCUGCUUAUCCAUUCAAAGUCCCUGGACCACCAGGAACUCCACAUGUGGUGUCCUUUACCAGGGACUCUAUAACAGUUGGGUGGAAUGAGCCAGUUAAUGAUGGAGGAAAUGAAGUCAUUGGAUACCAUGUUGAAAGAAAAGAAAGGAGUGCUGUAACAUGGCAAAGGAUCAGCAAAGCCUUAGUGGUAGGAAAUAUGUUCAAAUCCAUAGGACUGGAAGAUGGAAUUGCUUAUGAAUUUCGUGUUGCUGCUGAAAACCAGGCUGGUGUGGGAAAACCGAGUAAGCCAUCUGAGCCCAUGCUUGCCCUUGAUCCUGUGGACCCACCUGGCCAGCCGGUAGCGAUUGACAUUACUAAAUGGUCAGUGACUAUUCAGUGGACAAAGCCUGAGUAUGAUGGUGGAUUCAAGAUAACUGGGUACACUGUGGAAAAGAAAGACUUGCCAAACGGACGCUGGGUUAAGGCUAAUUUUAGCAACAUUGUUGAGACAGUUUUCACUAUAAGUGGUCUUACAGAAAAUGCCUCCUAUGAGUUCCGUGUUUCUGCCAGAAAUUCAGCUGGUGCAGUGAGUGAGCCAUCUGAGCCAUCAGAUCCCAUCACAUGCAAAGAUGAUAUUGAAGAGCCAAGAGUAAUGGUUGAUGCUAAGUUCAAAGAUGUCAUACUUGUGAAAGCAGGUGAUGUCUUUAAGCUUGAGGCUGAUGUAGCAGGUCAGCCAUUGCCAUCUAUUGUUUGGACAAAGGAUGGAAAAGAAGUUGAAAAUACAAUGAAACUACAAAUCAAAACAUCAGACCUCACAGCAGCCUUAAUUAACAAAGAUUCAUUAAGAAGGGAUGGUGGUAUGUUCACAUUAACUGCUAGCAACCUUGGAGGUUUUGCUAAACAUAUCUUUAAUGUAAAAGUUCUUGAUAGACCAGGUCCUCCACGAGGGCCACUUGCUGUAACAGACCUCACUGCUGAAAAUUGUGUCCUAACAUGGUCACCACCAUCAGAUGAUGGUGGAGCAAAUAUUAAUCAUUAUGUAGUUGAAAAGCGAGAAACAAGUAGACUUGCUUGGACAAAUGUAGCAUCAGAGUUACAAGUCAAUCAGUUCAUGGUAACUAAGUUACUAAAAGGAAACGAGUAUAUUUUCAGAGUUAUGGCUGUUAAUAAGUUUGGAAUUGGUGAGCCACUUGAAUCUGAUCCUACUGUUGCAGUCAAUCCAUAUGUAACUUCUGAUCCUCCACCAACUCCUGAGGUAACAACCAUCACCAAGGAUUCAAUGAUUGUUUUCUGGGAUCAUCCCAAGAACAAUGGAGGAAGCAAUAUUUUUAAUUAUAUUAUUGAAAGAAGAGAUAGGACAAGUCUCCAGUGGGUUAGAUGCAAUAAGAAGGAUGUAACAGAUGUGAAUUUCAAAGUAACAGGACUUUUAGUGGGACAUGAAUAUGAAUUCAGAAUCAGUGCUGAAAAUGCUGCUGGUUUAAGUGUGCCAAGCCCAUCAAGUCCAUUCUACAAGGCCAGUGAUACCAUUUUCAAGCCAGGAGCUCCUGGAAAUCCAAGGAUUUUGGACACAACUAAGUCAUCUAUCACUCUUGCUUGGAAUAAGCCAGUGUAUGAUGGUGGAUCUGAUAUAUUGGGAUAUAUUGUUGAGACUAGCCUUCCAGAUGAAGAUGAAUGGACAGUUGUCACACCAAAGGAUGGUCUGAAAGGCACAUCAUUCACAAUCAUCAACUUGAAGGAAAAUCAAGAGUACAAAAUAAAUAUCUCAGGUUUUAACUGUGAGGGCGUUGGAGAGGUUGCCAGUGUUCCUGAAUUAACAAAGGCUGAGGACAAAUUAAUUCAUCCAGAAAUUAGUCUUGAUGCAGAAUUUCGUAAGGUUAUUAACAUCAGAGCAUGUAACACUUUAAGGCUGUUUGUACCUAUAAGAGGGAGGCCUGAUCCAACAGUGAAAUGGUCCAGAGAAAAUGAUGAGCCCAUUGGAAGGGCAACCAUUGAGAGCACAUCAUCAUUUACAUCAGUAAUAAUUGAAAAUGUCAAUCGUUUUGAUAGUGGAAAGUACAUUUUGACUGUAGAAAAUAGUGCAGGCAGCCAAACUGCUUUUGUGAAUGUCAGAGUGCUGGACACCCCGGGAGCACCACAAAACCUCAAGAUCAUAGCAGUUACCAAAGAAUCAGUCUCACUUACUUGGGAGCCCCCUCUUAAUGAUGGUGGUACAAAGAUUAAAAAUUAUGUAAUAGAAAAACGUGAAUCCACAAGGAAAGCAUAUGCAACUGUUAAUGCUAACUGCCACAAAACACGCUGGACUGUUGAUCAGUUGCAGGAAGGCUGUAACUAUUACUUUAGAGUUAUAGCAGAAAAUGAAUAUGGCAUUGGCCUUCCUGUUGAAACUACUGAAUCUGUGAAAGUGUCUGAAAAGCCACUUCCUCCUGGUAAGAUCAUUCUUCAAGAUGUCACAAAGAAUAGUGUUACACUAACAUGGGAAAAGCCAGAGCAUGAUGGAGGAAGCAGAAUAGUUGCCUAUGUCAUUGAGAUGCAGAGCAAAGGAAAUGACACCUGGAUGCAAUCUAUGAUUGUGAAAGUCCCUGAAGCUGUUGUUACUGGAUUGACUCAAGGUCAAGAAUAUAUGUUCCGUGUAUCAGCAAGGAAUGAGAAAGGAACAAGUGAGCCACGUCAGAUUGGGGUACCAGUGAUAAUAAAAGAACUUGUAAUUGUUCCAGCAGUUAAAUUACUAUUCUCCACAUUCAGUGUUCUGGCAGGAGAAGACUUGACAGUAAACAUACCCUAUGCCGCUCGCCCCAAAGCAACUGUAUCCUGGCAAAAAGAUGGUACUCCACUCAAGCAAACCUCAAGAGUAAAGUUUGAAACUACAUCUGAUCAAUUGUGUCUUGUUGUUAAGGAAGCUUGCAGAGAUGAUGUUGGCCAGUAUUCCAUCAAACUUUCAAACAAUGCUGGUGAAACAACAGCAGACAUUGCUAUCGUCGUUCUUGACAAACCUGGUCCACCAAGAGGACCAGUACAAGUGGAUGAAGUCACUUCUGACAGUGUCACAUUUUCUUGGAAACCUCCAGAAUAUGAUGGUGGUUGCACGAUCAAGAACUAUAUUGUGGAAAAGAGGGAAACCUCUAGUACAAAUUGGCAGAUUGUAGCUCAAAACCUAGCUAGAACAACAAUUAAGGCAGGACGGUUGAAAACUGACACUGAAUACCAGUUCAGGAUUACAGCUGAGAACAGAUAUGGCAAAAGUACAAUUCUACUAUCGCCAUCUGUGGUUGCUCAAUAUCCGUUCAAACUUCCAGGCCCACCAGGAACACCAUCUGUGCACAUUUCAACCAGAGAUAGUAUGGUUGUUGUUUGGAAUGAGCCUGUCAUUGAUGGAGGGACCUCUGUAUUGGGAUACCAUCUUGAACGUAAAGAAAGAAAAAGUGUUCUUUGGGUGAAGCUAAACAAGACAAUUAUUCAAGAUACAACAUUCAAAUCAAUUGGUCUAGAAGAAGGGAUGGAAUAUGAAUAUAGAGUCUAUGCUGAAAAUAUUAUGGGCAUUGGCAAACCCAGCAAACUAUCACAAUGCUAUGUUGCCAGAGAUCCUUGUGAUCCUCCUGGUACUCCUGAAGCUAUUGCUAUCACAAACAAUUCAAUUACAUUAAGAUGGACAAAACCAGAGUAUGAUGGUGGUAGCAAAGUCACUGGUUAUAUUGUUGAGAAGAAGGAUUUACCUGAUGGUCGUUGGAUGAAGGCUAACUUCACUAAUGUUAUUGAGACUGAAUAUCUGACAACUGGUUUAGUUGAGGAUCACAAAUAUGAGUUCCGUGUCAUUGCAAGAAAUGCAGCAGGUGUUUUUAGUGAUCCUUCCUACAGCACUGGCCCAAUCACUGCCAAAGAUGAAGUUGAUCCUCCUCGCAUUAGUAUAGAUCCACAGUAUACUCAAACUCUUUUUGUAAAUGCUGGGGACAACUUCAAAAUUGAUGCUGAUGUUCAUGGGAAACCAAUACCCACAAUAUAUUGGAUGAAAGGAAAACAAGAACUUACUAAUACCUUAUACCGAGAAAUAAGAAACACAGACCACACUACAUGUCUGAGUGUAAAAGAAGCUAGACGUGUUGAUGGAGGUGAAUACACUUUACUUCUAAAAAAUAUUGGAGGAGAGAAGUCGGUUUGUAUCACUGUCAAAGUCUUAGACAAACCUGGUCCACCUGGUGGCCCCAUUUCUGUAAGUGGUGUUUCAAGUGACCAGUGCACAAUAACUUGGAGACCACCACAGGAAGAUGGUGGCAGUGAAAUAUCUCAUUACAUAGUUGAAAGAAGAGAAACAAGUAGGCUAAUCUGGACAACUGUUGAGCCAAAAGUUAAGACGCUUAAUCUGAAAAUUACAAAACUUUUGGAGGGAAAUGAGUACUGCUUCCGUGUCUUAGCUGUGAACCAGUAUGGAGUUGGCAAGCCACUUGAAUCUGAGGCUGUAAUUGCUAAAUGUCCAUUUGUUGCUCCCGAUGCACCUAAAGGUGUUGAGGUUUACAAUAUUGCAAAAGACUCAAUGAUUGUAACCUGGGAAGCACCUACUAACAAUGGUGGCAGUCCUAUUAUUGGGUAUGUUAUUGAAAAACAUGAUAAAGAAGGUGUGAGAUGGACUAAAUGCAACAGGGAUACAGUGAAUGAAUUACACUUCAGGGUUACUGGACUUCUUGAAAAUCAUAAUUAUGAAUUUAGAGUUUCAGCUAUGAAUAUUUCUGGCCUUGGAGAGGCUAGUACCCCAUCCAUUUACUAUAGAGCCUUGGAUCCUACUUUCAAACCCGGCCCUCCAAACAAUCCAAAAGUAAUUGAUAUAUCAAGUACUUCUGUUGUUCUUGCUUGGGGAAAACCUGUAUGUGAUGGUGGGUGUGAAAUACAAGGAUAUAUAGUGGAGGUAAGCGAGGCAACAGCUGAAGAACAAUGGAAAAUGUGCACACCACCAACAGGUGUCAAGCAAACAAAAUAUGAAGUUGUAAAACUACAAGAAAAACAUGAAUAUAAGUUUAGGGUAUGUGCUGUUAGCAAGGCUGGUGUUGGUGAGCAUGCAGAUGUCCCUGGGACAGUCCUGGUUGAAGAUAAGAUGGAAGAACCAGAGCUUGAUCUUGGUGCUGAACUUAUGAAGAUGCUUAAUAUUAAAGCUGGAAAUACUCUUAGAGUGUUCAUUCCAAUUAAAGGGAGACCAGCCCCAGCAAUUAAAUGGGAAAAGAUAGAUGGUGAAAUAAAGGAGAGAGCUCAGAUUGAGGUAACAAGUAGACAUACUUGCCUUGUGAUUGACAACGUCAACAGAUUUGAUAGUGGAAAGUAUACUGUUACUGCAGAAAAUUCAAGUGGUUCAAAAUCUGCUGUAGUAAGUAUCAGGGUGCUUGACACACCGAGUGCUCCAGUUAACCUCAAAGUCAAGGAAAUUACGAAACAGUCCAUCACACUUACAUGGGAACCACCUACUGUGGAUGGCGGAGCUAAAAUAAAGAACUACAUUAUUGAAAAGCGAGAAAGUACAAGAAAGACUUAUUCAGCUGUUACUACUAACUGCCACAAAACAACUUGGAAGAUAGAACCACUUCAGGAAGGCUGCAAUUAUUACUUCAGAGUUCUUGCUGAAAAUGAGCAUGGUAUUGGCUUGUCUGCAGAAACAGUUGAUGCUCUGAAAGUGUCAGAAGUGCCCCAGUCUCCUGCCAGUCUAACUGUUGUUGAUGUGACACGCAAUAGUGUGUCCCUUGCAUGGGAAAAACCUGAGCAUGAUGGAGGAAGCAAAAUCUUUCAGUACCUGGUGGACAUACAAAAAAAGGAUAGUGACAAGUGGAUUAACUGUGCUAAUGUCAAAACUCUUGAGACUGUUGUGAGCAAUUUAGUUCAAGGAGAAGAAUAUAUUUUCAGAGUUAUUGCUGCUAAUGAAAAAGGAAAGAGUGAUCCAAGAACGCUUGCUGUUCCUGUGCAGGUAAAGGAUCUUGUGAUUGAACCAGAUGUAAGACCCGUAUUUAGCAGUUAUGCUGUACCAGUUGAUAAGGACCUCAAAGUAGAAAUCCCAAUUUCUGGACGUCCAAAACCAAACAUUACUUGGACAAAGGAUGGCUCACCACUUAGACAAACAACGAGGGUUAAUGUUGUGGACACUGAACAUUUCACAAUGCUUAACAUAAAAGAAGCAACCAGAGAUGACUCUGGGAUUUAUGGCAUUGUGGUAUCUAAUACUGUUGGACAAAAGGAUGCCACCAUUGAAAUAAUCACACUGGAUAAACCUGGGCCCCCAACAGGGCCUGUAAAAUUCAAUGAGAUCAGUGUAGAAAGUGUGAAAAUUUCUUGGGAGCCACCAAAGUUCACUGGGGGUUGCCCAGUUUCACACUAUAUUGUACAAAAGAGAGACACAACCACAACCACCUGGGAAAAUGUUUCAACCUCUGUAGCAAGAUCUGCUCUGAAGGUGCCCAGACUGAAAACUGGAGCAGAAUAUCAGUUCAGAGUUAUUGCUGUAAAUCGUUAUGGCAAAAGUUAUGGUUUAGACUCUGCAUGUGUAGUUGCCCAAUAUCCUUAUAGAGAACCAGGUCCACCAGGAACUCCUUUUGUCUCAUCACUAUCAAGGAAUCAUAUGGUGGUGGAAUGGCAUGAACCAGUGAUAGAUGGUGGCAGCAGUAUAAUUGGUUACCAUCUUGAGCGGAAAGAGAGAAACAGUAUUCUAUGGACCAAAAUUAAUAAGUCUCUAAUUAAAGAAACUCACUUUAAAACAACUCCUUUGGAGGAAGGUAUUGAAUAUGAGUUCAGAGUUUAUGCUGAAAAUAUUGUUGGGAUAGGCAGAAGCAGCAAAAUCUCAGAGGGUUGUGUGGCACGUGACCCCUGUGAUCCACCUGGAACUCCAGAAGUUGUAACUGUGAGUAGAGACUCAAUCACAGUCCAGUGGACAAAGCCUGAAUAUGAUGGAGGAAGUGUAAUUACUGGCUACAUUGUGGAGAAACGAGAUCUUCCAGAGGGACGCUGGAUGAAGGCCAAUUUCACAAAUGUUAUUGAAACACAGUUUACAGUAACUGGUUUAACUGAGGAUGCCAAAUAUGACUUCAGGGUUAUUGCAAAGAAUGCAGCUGGAACAAUUAGUAAGCCAUCUGACAAUACUGGACCAAUCACUGCAAAGGAUGAAGUUGACCCUCCCAGAUUUUCAGUUGACCCAGAGUUCAGCCAAGCCAUUGUUGUAAAUGCUGGAGAGACUUUUAAGCUUGAUGCUGAUAUCAAAGGAAAACCCAUACCAACAGCUCAGUGGUUCAAGGGUGACAAAGAAAUUGAAAAUACACUGAGAUGUGAGAUCAAAAACACAGAUUCCAAAGCAAUGAUUGUUUUCAAAGAUACAAUUACAGCUGAUGGCGGGCAAUACACUUUGCUACUCACAAACUUAGCUGGUACCAAGACUAUUUCAUACAAUGUCAAAGUACUAGACCGACCAGCUCAAUGUGAGGGACCCCUUAAUAUAACUGGUGUAACAGCUGAAAAAUGUGUACUGUCAUGGCACCCACCACAAUAUGAUGGAGGCAGCAGUGUUACCCAUUACAUUAUUGAAAGGAGGGAAACAAGCCGACUUGCAUGGACUGUAGUCACUAAUAAUUGUACAGUUAAUAUGUUUAAGGUAACAAAGCUCCUUGAAGGAAAUGAGUAUAUAUUCCGUGUAAUGGCUGUCAACAGAUAUGGAAUUAGUGAACCACUAGAUUCUGCCCAAGUGAUAAUGAAAAACCCAUUUGUUACACCUGGGUCACCACAUAUUCUAGAAGUAUCAAACAUUACAAGGGACUCUAUGACAGUGUGCUGGGCUCCACCAGACACUGAUGGUGGAAGUGAAAUUAUUGGCUACAUUAUUGAGAAAAAAGACAGGUCUGGAAUCAGAUGGACAAGAUGCAACCGACAAAAAGUCACUGAUGUGUGUUUCAGAGUGACAUGUUUAGCAGAAGAUCAUGAAUAUGAAUUCAAAGUUUCUGCUGAAAAUGCAGCUGGAUUGGGAGAACCAAGUUUACCAAGUGCUUACUAUAAAGCUUAUGAUCCAAAGUUCAAACCUGGACCACCUACUCAUGUGCAUGUGAUUGACACCACAAAGAGCUCAAUUUCAAUAACAUGGGGCAAACCAGUUCAUGAUGGUGGUAGUGCAAUUCAAGGGUACAUUGUAGAGAUAUGCAAAGCUGAAAAUGAGGAAUGGAUUAUGUGCACACCACCAACUGGUCUCCGUGUGAACAAAUUUGAAAUUCAUAAACUUAUAGAAAAUCAGGAAUAUAAUAUCCGGGUCUGUGCAAUGAACAAGAUAGGUGUUGGAGAACUAGCAGCCAUUCCUGGAACUGCUAAACCUGAAGAGAAAACUGAAGGCCCAGAACUCAGCCUUGAUUCAGAACUAAGGAAAGGAAUUGUAGUCCGUGCUGGAGGAUCUGUGCGGAUUAAUAUUCCAUUCAGAGGAAGACCAAGUCCUGAUAUUGGCUGGUCUAAAGAUGAAGCUGAAUUGUCUGAUAAGGUGCUAAUUGAGAAGGGGCUUAACUACACCCAGCUUUCAAUUGAUGGCUGUGAUAGAAAUGACACUGGAAAAUAUACACUAAAACUGGAAAACAAGAGUGGUUCUGUGUCUGAGUUUGUGUCUGUUAAAGUUCUGGAUACGCCAGGCCCACCCUUAAAUCUUGAAAUGAAAGAAAUUAAAAAAGACUCUGUCACUCUUGUAUGGGAACCACCAGUAACUGAUGGCGGAGCAAAGAUAAAGAAUUAUGUUGUUGAUAAGCGGGAAUCAACCAGAAAAACAUAUUCUAAUGUUACUGCCAAGUGCCUAAAAACAUGUUUCAAGGUAGAAAAUAUUGUAGAAGGUGCUAUGUAUUACUUCAGAGUGAUGGCUGAGAAUGAAUUUGGAGUUGGCCAGCCAGUUGAAUUAAAGAAUGCAGUGAAGGCAUCUGAAAUUCCUCUACCAGUGGGAAAGGUCACUUUAAUUGAUGUGACUAAAUCUAGUGUCUCUCUAGCAUGGGAAAAACCAGAGCAUGAUGGUGGUAGCAGGAUUACAGGUUACUUAAUUGAAAUGCAGCCUAAAGGAACCGACAAAUGGGGUGUUACAACAUCAACAAAGACAUGUGAUGGCAUAGUUUCGGCACUAACAGCUGGUCAGGAAUACAGUUUCCGUGUUAUAGCAUAUAAUGAAAAAGGAAAAAGUGACCCAACACCACUGGCCGCACCUGUUAUUGCCAAUGAUUUAAAUAUUGAACCAAGUUUCAGAUUGCUGUUCAAUUCCUACAAUGUCAAAUCAGGGAAAGAUCUCAAGAUAGAAAUACCUGUGAUAGGCCGUCCUAAACCGAAAAUUGAAUGGAUGAAGGAUGGAGAAGCACUGAAACAAACUACAAGGGUGACUUACUCAAGUACACAUGUUUCAACUAUCCUUCAGAUCAAGGAAGCAAACAAAGAUGACCUUGGUAAAUACACAGUUACUGCAACAAAUAGUGCUGGUUCAACAACAGAAGAGAUUGGAAUCACAGUACUUGACAAACCUGGCCCCCCAAUGGGCCCCAUUAAAAUUGAUGAAGUAAGUAACAAUUUUAUUUCCAUUUCAUGGGAACCUCCUGAAUACACAGGUGGCUGUCAGGUAAAGAACUACAUUGUUGAAAAACGUGACACAACUACUACAACCUGGCAGGUUGUGUCUGCAUUGGUUGCUAGGACUGCUAUCAAGAUAACUAAACUGAAAACAGGUUCAGAGUUUCAGUUCCGAGUGACUGCUGAGAACAGAUAUGGAAAGGGCCCUUCACUGGACUCACCAUCAAUUGUUGUACAAUACCCCUACAAACUCCCAGGACCACCUAGCACCCCAUUUGUCAAAUCAGUAUCAAGGGACCACAUGGUUGUUGAAUGGAACAUACCAGUUAAUGAUGGUGGUGGUGCAAUUAUUGGUUACCACCUUGAAAGUAAAGAAAGAAACAGCGUUCUAUGGGUUAGACUGAACAAGAUUCUUAUUACUGAUACCAUCUUCAAAGUAAACAAUCUUGAAGAAGGAAAUGGAUAUGAAUACAGAGUUUUUGCAGAAAAUAUUAUUGGUGUUGGUAGAGCCAGCAAAGUUUCAGAAUGUUAUGUGGCUCGUGAUCCAUGUGAUCCACCUGGCACACCUGAACCUGUUGUCAUCUCUAAAAACCAAAUCACACUUCAAUGGACAAAACCAGAAUAUGAUGGUGGCAGCAAAGUCACUGGAUAUAUUGUAGAAAAAAGGGAUUUGCCUGAAGGUCGCUGGGUGAAAUCCAGCUUCACAAAUGUUAUUGAGACUGAGUUUACAGUCUCUGGAUUAACACAAGAUCAAAAGUAUGAAUUUAGAGUGAUUGCAAGAAAUGCAGCUGGUAUUUUCAGUGAGCCGUCUGAAAGCACUGGACCAAUUACUGCAACAGAUGAAGUUGAACCCCCACGUGUUUCUAUCGAUCCACAGUACAAGGAUGUUAUAGUAAUUAAUGCUGGUGAAACCCUUGUCCUUGAUGCUGAUAUUUAUGGAAAACCAGUGCCUGAUGUAACUUGGGCAAAAGAUGGAAAAGAAAUUGAAAAAAAUACGGCAAAGAUGGAGGUGAAAACUACAGUAAAACACACCAUGCUGGUUGUUAAGGAUUGCAAUAGAAAUGACAAUGGGCACUUUGAGCUUACCCUCAGUAAUAUUGGUGGAACAAAAACAAUACCAAUCACAGUGAAAGUUCUUGACAGACCAGGACCUCCAUCGGGUCCACUCCAAGUGACUGAUGUAACUGCGAACACAUGUUGCUUAUCCUGGAAUGAACCUUUGCAAUAUGGGGACAUUAAAGUUUCUCACUACAUUAUUGAAAAGAGAGAAACCAGUCGGCUAUCAUGGACUCUAACAGAAUCUAAAGUUCAAACCACCAGUUGUAAAGUGACUAAUCUCCUGACUAGUGAAGAGUACAUUUUCAGAGUUAUGGCAGUUAAUAAGUAUGGUGUGAGUGAACCUCUUGAAUCUGAGCCAGUGAUAGCACGCAGCCCAUUCAAGCCACCAAGUGCACCUUCUACUCCUGAAGCAAGUUCUAUAGCAAAGGAUUCCAUGGUCCUAACAUGGAAUCAGCCAGAGCAUAAUGGUGGAUCAGAAAUUGAAUGCUACCAUCUUCAGAAACGUGACAAAGAUAGCAUUAGAUGGAUAAAAUGUAAUAGACAGAAAUUGAACGAGCAACAUUUCAAAGUCACUGGACUUAUAGAGGGGCACUUCUAUGAGUUCAGAGUCUCUGCAGAAAACAAGGUUGGUAAAGGAGAGUCAAGUGAACCUUCAUUGUUCUACAGAGUCUGUGAUGCCACACGUCCACCUGGCCCACCAAAUCAUCCCAAAGUGAUGGAUCACACAAGCACAACUGUAUCUCUAUCUUGGAGCAAACCUAUGGAUGAUGGUGGUGCAUAUAUAAAAGCAUACUUGGUUGAAAUGAAAGAAGCAGCACUGGACGAAUGGGUUAUAUGUACCCCACCAACUGGUAUACAAGCAACACGCUAUGUUGUUGAAAAACUAAAGGAAAAUACUGAAUACAACUUCCGUAUAUGUGCAAUUAACUCUGAAGGAGUAGGAGAACCUGCUGACAUCCAUGGCUCUGUUGUUGCUGCUGAAAAAGUUGAAACUCCAGAAAUAGAACUAGAUUCAGACCUAAGGAAAGUUGUCUCCAUGCGUGCAGGUGGAACACUUCGUCUUUUUGUCACAAUCAGGGGUCGCCCUGUUCCUAAUGUCAAAUGGGAAAAGGAAGAAGGAUCUCUGACUGAAAAGACACAAGUUGAAACCACAAAUUCUUAUACAAUUCUUACCAUUGACAAUGUCAAUAGAUUUGACAGUGGCAAAUAUGUUUUGACUCUGGAAAACAACAGUGGCACAAAGUCUGCCUUUGUCAGUGUUAGAAUACUGGACUCACCAAGUGCACCCCUUAAUUUUGUAGUCAAAGACAUCACGAGAGAUUCAGUAACACUUCUGUGGGAGCAGCCUUUAACUGAUGGUGGAGCCAAAAUAACUAACUACAUAGUAGAAAAACGAGAAUCUGUAAGAAAGGCAUACACUGCAGUCACGAAUAAUUGCACACAGAAUAUGUUUGUAAUUAGUGAGCUCCAAGAGGGAGGUAUUUAUUACUUCCGUGUACGGGCUGUAAAUGAGCAUGGCAUUGGUUUGGCGGUAGAAACUAAGGAUCCAGUAAAGGUUGCCCAAGCUCCUAUGCCACCGGGUAAAGUUUCUGUUGUAGAUGUGACACGAAACAGUGUAACUCUGUCAUGGGAAAAACCAUCACAUGAUGGUGGUAGCAAAGUAAUAUGCUAUAAUGUAGAAAUACAAACUAAAGGCAGUGAUAAGUGGAAUGUGAGCACCACAACUAAAGGACUGGAAGCAACAGUUACUGGUCUUACAUCAGGUGAACAGCAUUCUUUCCGCAUUAUUGCUGUGAAUGAAAAAGGAAAAAGUGAACCAAAAGAACUGGGAGUACCUGUGAUUACAAAAGACAUACAGAUGGAGCCCACUCUUAACUUACUUUUCACUACUUAUAGUGUGAAUGCUGGAAAAGACCUUACAAUUGAAGUUCCAUUUAGAGGCAGACCUAAGCCUGCUGUUUCUUGGAAGAAGGAUGGUCUUCCUCUAAGGCAGACAUCCUCAAUAACUCUUUUAACAUCUGAAGCCUCAUCCAAAAUUUCCUUCAAGGAAGCUACUAGGGAUCAUGUUGGAAAAUAUGAAAUCACUUUAGCUAAUACUGCUGGCACCAAAUCAGUUGAAAUUGGUGUUGUUGUCCUUGACAAACCUGGCUCACCAACAGCACUGAAAGUAGAUACUGUUACUUCUGAAAGCAUAACCUUAUCCUGGAAUCCACCAGAGUAUGAUGGUGGAUGCAACAUCAACAACUAUAUUGUAGAGAAGAGGGACACUAUCACAACAGUAUGGGAGACUGUAUCAUCUGCAGUUGCUAGAACAUCAAUUAAAGUUUCUCGGUUGACACAUGGUUCAGAAUAUCAGUUCCGUGUAUAUGCUGUGAAUCGCUAUGGAAAGGGACCAUUUGUUGAGUCCUCAGGCAUUACUGCUCAGUAUCAAUUCAAGCUACCUGGUCCACCUGCUACACCACAGAUUGCCCAUGUAACUAAAGCAUUCAUGUUUGUUACAUGGAAUGAACCAGUAAAUGAUGGUGGAAGCCCAGUUCUUGGAUAUCACCUAGAGCGCAGGGAAAGAAGUAGUGUUCUUUGGAUAAAGAUGAACAGGAGGCUGAUCAAAGACACAGAAUUCAAGGUCACAGGAACUGAAGAGGGUUUGUUUUAUGAAUAUCGAGUCUAUGCAGAAAACAUUGCUGGUAUUGGUAAAUGCAGCAAAACCAGUGAACUGGUGGCAGCAAGAGACCCUUGUGACCCUCCUGGUAAACCCACUAUCACGAACAUCACUAAAACAUCUGUUUCAUUAUUAUGGACAAAGCCAGAGUAUGAUGGUGGAGCCAAAGUCACCGGUUACAUUGUUGAAAGGAGGGAACUUCCCCAGGGUCGUUGGUUGAGGUGCAAUUUCACCAAUAUCCAGGAAACAUACUUAGAUGUUACUGGCCUUACAGAAAACCAGCAAUAUGACUUCCAUGUCAUAGCAAAGAAUUCAGCAGGUUUAUUCAGUGAUCCAUCUGACUGCACAGGCCCUAUAACAGCCAAAGAUGAUGUGGAUCCACCACGGAUAAUGAUGGAUGUGAAGUUCAGAGAUGUCAUUGUGGUGAAAGCAGGAGAUGCAUUGAAAAUAUAUGCUGAUAUUUCUGGACGCCCCAUUCCAGUUGUUUCCUGGGCAAAAGAAGGUAAAGAGAUGGAGCCAAGGCCUAGAAUUGAGAUUUGUACAACAGACAUCAACACCACUUUAAUUGUUAAAGAUUGUGUCAGAAGUGACUCAGGACAGUAUAUCUUGAUGUUAAAAAAUGUGGCUGGAACAACAUCACUCCCCAUCAACUGCAAGAUCCUUGAUAAGCCAGGACCAUCAGCAGGACCACUGGAAGUCACUGGCCUUACAUCAGAAAAAUGCACAUUGAGUUGGGGACCCCCUCAUGAAAUAGGUGGUGCAGAAAUCACCCACUACAUUGUUGAGAAACGUGAAACAAGCCAUUUGGCUUGGACACUGGUAUACGGAGAGAUGAAGGCAACAACUUGCAAAGUUACUAAACUUCUCAAAGGCAGUGAGUACACCUUCAGAGUUUUAGCUGUGAACAAAUUUGGAAUUGGUGAAGCCCUGGAAAGUGUCCCCAUUAAGGUAUUAGAUCCAUUCACGGUCCCAUCUGCACCCACACGGGUGGAGGUUGCGAAUGUGAGCAGUGAGGCAAUGACAAUCUGCUGGGAGAAACCUACUUCUGAUGGAGGCAGUGAAAUCACCAGCUACAACAUUGAAAGGCGUGAGAAGUCUGGCAUGCACUGGAUACGAAUCAACAAAAAGCCAGUGACUGAUAUCACAUUCAGAGCAACAAACCUCCGUCAUGGAUGUGACUAUGAAUACCGUGUCAUUGCUGAAAAUGCUGCUGGUUUAAGUCUUCCAAGUGAUCCAUGCCCACUGACUACAGCAGAGGACCCCCGCUUCCCACCAUCACCUCCCACUAAACCAAAGGUGGUUGAUUCAACCAAAGACUCCAUCAGUAUUAUUUGGAACAAGCCACUGUCCGAUGGGGGAAGCCCUGUACUUGGAUACAGGGUGGAAUAUAAGAAAACAGAGGACACAGGCUGGAUUGUAGCUGUCCCAAGCACAAGAAAUACUGAGUUUACAGUUGGUGGACUUUCACCUGGAGCAGAAUAUAUGUUUAUUGUCAAGUCCAUCAGUAAGAUUGCUGUCAGUAAUCCAAGUCUGGCCUCAGAGCCCCACAUUGCAAAGGAGAGAGAAGAAGAGCCAGUGUUUGAUGUGGACAUUGAAAUGCGCAAAAUAAUUCUUGUUAAACAUGGCAACUCUUUUACCCUUACUGUGCCAUUCAAGGGAAAACCAGUCCCAAGUGUUCUGUGGGAAAAAGAAGAAGUUAAUCUGAAGGAGAUAGCAAGCAUUGACACAAGUGAUACCUGCACAAAACUUACAAUAGAAAAUGCCACAAGAUUUGACUCUGGAAAAUAUACUGUAACAUUGCAGAAUCCAAUUGGAACUGCUGCUUUGACACUUGCUGUCAAAGUACUUGACUCUCCUGGGCCACCAUCACAAAUUAAGAUCACAGAUGUCACAAAAGAUUCAGUAACAGUAACAUGGGAAGCACCAGAAAAUGAUGGUGGUGACCCAAUUAAAAACUACCAUGUAGAGAAGCGUGAGGCAAGCAAAAAGGCAUGGGUGAGUGUGACAAACAACUGCCAUACUAUGAGCUACAAAGUAGAAGACUUACAAGAGGGAGCCAUCUAUUACUUCAGAAUAAUUGGUGAAAAUGAAUUUGGAAUUGGUAUUCCCUUGGAAACCAAAGAUGGGAUGAAGAUUACAGAAAAACCAAGUGCACCAGCAAGACUUGGAGUUGCUACAGUAACAAAAGAUAGUGUUUCAUUAUCUUGGAGUAGACCAGAGCAUGAUGGAGGCAGCAGGAUUACUGGCUACGUUAUUGAGGCUAUUGAAAAAGGACAGAAGAAGUGGGUCAAGUGUGCUGUGGUUAAAGCUAAUGUUCACGUUAUUCGUGGACUGAGGGAGAAUGUCGAGUAUUUCUUCAGAGUCUGUGCCGAAAACCAUGCUGGGCUAAGUGAACCCAAAGAGAUGAUUGUGCCUGUGCUUAUAAAAGACCAGCUUGAAGCCCCAGAGUUUAAUAUGGAGAACUUCCCUCGUAAUACAGUCUAUGUCAGAGCAGGAGCUAACCUCAAAUUUGAAAUACCUUUCACUGGUAAACCUUUGCCAAAGGUUACUAUUUCAAAAGAAAAUAUUGCUUUGAAAUCCACCAAGAGGUUUAAAUAUGAAGUCACUCCUGAUGGUCUGGUGAUGAACCUUGAGGAAUGUGUCACUGGUGAUGCUGGCAAGUAUGAGAUUACUGCCUCCAACACAAGCGGAGUGACCAAGACUUUUGUGAACAUUCUGGUUUUGGAUAGGCCUGGUCCUCCAAUUGGACCUGUCAAAAUUGGGGAGGUCACUGGGCACAGUGUGAGCCUUACAUGGCUUCCCCCCAUGUAUAGUGGUGGCAGUCCUGUCACGAAUUACAUCAUACUUAAGCGUGAGACAAGCACUCCUACCUGGACAGAGGUGUCCUCUACAGCUGCGAGAAGUGCAAUAAAGGUGACAAAAUUAACCAAAGGGGAAGAAUACCAAUUCAGAAUCAAAGCAGAAAACCGCUUUGGCAUCAGUGAUCACAUUGACUCUGUGAGUGUAACAGUAAAGCUCCCAUACACAAUUCCUGGGCCUCCUUCAACACCAUGGGUCAGUUUUGUCUCCAGGGAGAGCCUCACUGUCUGCUGGCAUGAACCUGUGUCUGACGGAGGAAACCAUGUCUUCGGUUACCACUUACAGAUGAAAGAAAGAUCUAGUGCUCUGUGGCAGAAGAUUAAUAAAGUUUCCAUUAGUGCCACACAAUAUAAAGUAACAAACAUAUCCCCUGGCCAUAUCUAUGAGUUUAGAGUGGCUGCAGAAAAUGCUGCUGGAAUAGGUAAAAUUAGUAAAACUUCAGAGGAAGUCCUAGCAAUCGAUGCUUGUGAACCUCCAGCUAAUCUGCGUGUCUCUGAAACAACAAAGAACACUGUCACACUUGUUUGGCAGAAGCCUCAUUAUGAUGGUGGAAGCAAGAUCACUGGAUAUGUUGUUGAGCGGAGAGAAUCUCCAAAAGGCAGAUGGACAAAGGCCAAUUUCUCUAAUGUCAUUGAAACAAAUUUCAUUGCAUCUGGCUUAACUCAGGAUGAGUCAUAUGAAUUCAGAGUGUUUGCAAGGAAUGCAGUUGGUUCUCUCAGCAAUCCAUCACUGAUUGCAGGGCCAGUUAAAUGUGUUGAUGUACAGGGAGCUCCUGAGAUCGACCUCCCUCCAGAGUAUCUGGACGUGGUGAAGUACAAGGCCGGAAAAGUGGUCAAGAUUCAUGUUGGAAUCAUUGCCAAACCACUCCCGACAAUCGAGUGGUACAAAGAUGGUAAGGAAUUGGUGUCAAGUGCUCAGGUGUCCAUUGAGAGCAGUACAGACACCUCAGGAUUUCUCAUCAAAGAUGCCAGCCGCCACCAUACUGGAUUGUAUGAAAUCAAGAUCAAGAAUCCAUUGGGCUCAGCUUCUGCAUCCAUCAGAUUACAAAUUCUAGAUGUACCUGGUUCCCCAGCUGGAAAUAUUGAAUUUAAGUCUGUCACAGAAGACAAGAUUACCAUAUCUUGGGAGCCUCCCACUGAUGAUGGUGGUGCAAAGGUCACCCACUACAUUGUGGAAAAACGAGAGACAAGCAGAGUUGCAUGGUCAGUCAUAUCCGAAGAGAUGGAAGAACACACUGUAUCAGUUGAGAAAUUGGUCAGGGGCAAUGAGUAUGUAUUCCGAGUAAGAGCUGUCAACAAGUUUGGAGUUGGAGAACCUUUGGAAUCUGAGCCUGUUAUUGCCAAGAAUGCAUUUGUCACACCUGGACAACCAGGUACACCAGAAGUGACUGCAAUUACCAGAUCAACCAUGACCGUUGUCUGGGACAAACCAGGUGUGGAUGGUGGCAGUCUAGUCAUUGGAUACUGCCUGGAGAAACGUAACAAGAAGAGUUUACGGUGGCAAAAGGUCUUCAGAGAUCCUGUUUCUGGCACCACACAAAAAAUUCACAACCUAACAGAAGGAAAUGAGUAUCAGUAUCGUGUGUAUGCAAUUAACAAGGCUGGAGAGGGUCCAUUUUCUACUUCCUCUGACUUCUACAAAGCAGCUGAUCCAGUUGACCCGCCAGAUGAACCAACUAAGCUAAAAGUGAUUGACUCAACUAAAACAUCAAUCACCCUCGGUUGGGCAAAACCGGAAUACAAUGGAGGCAGUGAGAUCACCAGUUAUGUUGUUGAAAAGAGAGUGGCUGAAGAAGCAGAAUGGGUUGUGGUCAGCACUAAGGGUGAAGUGAGAACAACAGAGUAUGUAGUGUCACAGCUUAAGCCUGAUGUGGAUUACUACUUCCGUGUAUCAGCUAUUAACUGCGCUGGAUGUGGGCAGCCAAUUGAGAUGAUUGAGCCUGUUCAAGCUAAAGAUGUUCUUGAGGAAGCUCAGAUAGACCAAGAUAUUGCUAUGAGGACACAAUACACGGUGAAGGCAGGAACAAAUGUGGAAAUCUUGGUUCCACUAAAGGGUAGACCUGCACCAAGUGUCAUCUGGAAAAAGGAAGAAGAGAACAUCAGCAGUGAUCCAAAAUAUGACAUACAUAACACAGAAUCUUCAACACUGCUUGUCAUUAACCAGGUCACUCGCAAUGACACUGGCAAAUACAUCCUCCACAUUAAUAAUGGUGUAGGCGAGCCGAAAACAGUAACCGUGUCUGUUAAAGUGCUUGACACUCCAUCAGCUUGCCAGAAACUGGUGCUGAAGGAUGUCACUCGUGGCAAAGUAACUCUUAGCUGGGAACCUCCUCUCCUUGAUGGAGGUGCACCAAUUACUAAUUAUGUCAUUGAAAAGAGAGACUCAACCAAGCGAUCAUUCUCAAGUGUAGCUAAGUGUACAACUACUGCAUAUGAGAUUGAUGAACUCUCUGAGAAGUCUUCCUACUUCUUCCAUGUCUUAGCUGAGAAUGAAAAUGGCAUUGGUGAUCCAUGUAGUACUACAGAGCCAGUAAAGGCCACGGAGACUCCAGGACCAGUGAAAGAUAUCUCAAUGAAAGACUCAACGAAAACCUCAGUAACAUUGCAGUGGAAGAAGCCUGAUUAUGAUGGUGGCAGCAUUAUAAAUGAUUAUAUCAUUGAGAAAAGACUCCAGAGCGAAGAAGCAUGGGAAUUUGCAGGGACCAGCAAGCAUUGUGAAUAUGAGAUUAAAAAGCUCAAAGAACUAACAGUCAUGCAAUUCCGAGUAUGUUCCAAGAAUGAAAAGGGACAGAGUGACUUUAGAGAGUCUGAGCAUAUCAUAGUUAAAGACUAUAUCAUUCCUCCUGAGGCUGACCUAUCAGAAUAUCCAGAGGGUGAACUCAGCGUGCGAAUUGGACACAAAGUGCAUAUUGAACUUCCAUACAUGGGUAAGCCAAGGCCUUCUACUGAGUGGCUAAAAGACAACCUUCCUUUAAAGGAGAGUGACCAAAUUCGCUUUAAGAAAACAGAAAAUAAGGUGACCCUUAUGAUCAAGGAUGUUAAAAAAGACGAUGGAGGAAAAUAUACACUUACUCUUGAUAAUAAAGUCAACCGGAGAUCAUUCCAUAUCCAGCUCCUUGCUCUUGGACCUCCUUCCAAACCUAUUGGCCCAAUCCGAUUUGAUGAGAUCAGAGCUGAAAGCAUAAUAAUAUCUUGGGAUGAACCUAAUGACAAUGGAGGUGGAGAAAUCACCUGCUACAGUGUGGAGAAACAUGACACUUCCCAGGAUACCUGGAAGAUGGUUUGUUCAGCUGUGGUUGGAACUACAUUUAAGGUGCCUAACUUAAUUAAAGGAACGGGAUAUCAGUUUAGGGUAUGUGCAGAAAACAGAUAUGGCGUGAGCGAGCCUCUAGUGUCACAUAAUGUGCUUGCAAAACAUGAGUUCAGACCACCCGGCCCCCCAGGAAGGCCAUUGGUAUACAACAUUACUAAUGAUGGCAUGACAAUUCAGUGGGACAAACCUGUUUAUGAUGGUGGCUCACCAAUCAUUGGCUUCCAUGUUGAGAGGAAGGAGAGAAACAGUGUUAUGUGGCAAAAAGUAAACACUGUCAUAAUAACUGAAAGAAACUACAGAAUCAUUGGCCUUCUUGAAGGACUGGAGUAUCAGUUCAGAGUCUAUGCGCAGAAUGACUCUGGAUAUAGUCGAGUGAGUGAAGCCAGCAAGUAUACCACGGCAGUAUCUCCAGUUGACAUACCAGGCACGCCAGAUUAUACUGAUAUAACAAGUGAAUCUGUGACACUAAAAUGGGAUGCACCUAAGCACGAUGGAGGCAGCAAAAUUGUGGCCUACAAUGUGGAAAAACGCCAAGGAGAUGGCCGUUGGCUGAAGUGCAACUUCUCUGAUGUCCAUGAAUGUCACUUCACAGUGACGGGUCUUGCUUGUGGCGAGCGAUAUGAAUUCCGAGUCACAGCAAGAAAUGCUGUUGGCACUAUCAGUCCACCUUCCCAGUCUUCUGGCUACAUUCUAGUCAGAGAUGAAAAUGUUCCUCCAAACAUUGAAUUUGGCAAGGACCUCUUUGAGGGUCUCACAGUCAAAGCAGGGGAAAGCAUCAGACUUAAAGUUUCAGUUACUGGAAGGCCAGUGCCUAAAGUAACAUGGUUUAAGGAUGAAACAGAAAUCAACAAAAGGAUGAUGAUUGAAAUUACAACAAUUUCUGGAUCAAGCACUCUUUUCAUCAGAGAUGGUGACCGUAGUCAUCGUGGUAUAUACAGGGUGGAAGCUACAAAUAGCUCUGGAACUAAGAAGGAGAAGAUUAAUGUCCAAGUUCUAGAUAAACCUGGUGAGCCUUCAGGGCCUAUUACCUUCACAAACAUCUCAGAAGGAAAAGCAACCCUGUCUUGGAGUCCCCCUGAAAAUGAUGGCUGCUCCCCCAUCACGCACUAUAUCAUUGAGAAACGGGAAACUUCCAAAAUCUCCUGGACUCUCGUAACAGACCAGUGUGAUACCUGCUCAUACAAUGCUACAAAGCUGCUCAAGACCAAUGAAUAUCAGUUCCGUGUUUCUGCCGUCAACAAGUUCGGUGCAAGCAGGCCAUUGGAAUCUAACCCAAUCAUAGCCCAAAUGCAGUAUACUGUUCCUGAUGCUCCUGGCACACCUGAUUCAACCGGUAUUACAGGUGACAGCAUUACAUUGUCCUGGGAACCACCGGGCUCUGAUGGAGGAAGUGCAAUUAAAUACUACAUUUUAGAAAAACGUGAGAAGAAGACUUUGCGCUGGAUAAAGGUUUUGUCAAGGAGGCCUAUCACCGAGCCAGCCCAUAGAGUGACAAGUCUUACGGAAGGUCAUGAGUAUGAAUUCCGAGUGAUGGCCAUAAAUGAUGCCGGAAUCAGUACACCAAGCAAUACAUCAGUUCUUAUAAAAUGCUGUGAACCGACCACCGUGCCCACCCUUCCGUCUGUGGUGAAUGUGAAAGAUUCUACAAACACAUCUGUCAGUUUAGAAUGGACAAAACCUGCAUCUGAUGGUGGUAUGGAGAUUAUCGGAUACACUAUUGAGAAGUGUAAAGCAACCUCAAAAGAAUGGGAAAAAGUCAACACUGAAUAUUGUACCACUAAUAGGUACACUGUAACAGAUCUGGCAAGUGGUGAAGAGUACAAAUUCCGUGUCUUUGCGGUAAACAAAGCAGGGAAGGGAGAAGCCCGGGAGAUUUUGGAACCUGUACAGGUUGUGGACAGGCUUUCAGGUCCAGAGUUUGAAAUUGAUGCAAGUUUCAAACAGACACAUGUUGUGAAGAAUGGUGGUAUUGUCCAUCUGCAUAUUGCUUUCAAAGGUAGACCUGUCCCUAUAGCUACAUGGAAGAAGGUACAAGGAGAACUUAGUGUAAUGGCAGAUGUUAGCACCACAGAGAAUUAUACUACCUUGACGAUUGACAAUUGUAAUAGAGAUGAUUCUGGACAAUACACCCUCACUCUUGAGAACAGUGCUGGCAGCAAUUGUACAACAUUUAUAGUAAAAGUGUUAGACUCACCUGGGCAACCUGGACCACUCUCCUUCAUGGAUGUCACAAGAGGAGCUCUGACCCUAAAAUGGGAUGCCCCAAGUAAUGAUGGAGGAGCUCGAAUUCAUCACUACAUUGUUGAGAAACGUGAGGCUAGCCGACGUUGUUGGCAGGAAGUCAGAAAGUCCUCUGUUCAAAUGUUAAGAGUUACUGAUUUGUUAGAAGGUGUUCCAUACUUCUUCAGAGUCUUUGCAGAAAAUCAGUAUGGCCAGGGUGAAGCAUUUGAAACUGUUGAUCCAGUCAUUGCCACAGCAGAACCUGCUCCACCAAAGAGACUGGACAUUGUGGACACAACAGAUUCCACUGCUACCCUUGCUUGGUUGAAACCUGAGCAUGAUGGUGGAAGUCGUAUCAUUGGCUAUAUUAUUGAAACCAAAGCAAAGGGCACCAAUAAUUGGGUUGUUGGUGGUCACACUAAUUCUCUAAGUAUGGUCAUUGAGGGCCUUGCCGAAAACACAGAAUAUGAAUUCUGCGUCAAGGCCAAGAAUGAUGCUGGCUUCAGUGAACCAAGAGAAGCACUUGCAUCUGUCAUCAUUAAAGAACCUCGUAUUGAGCCAACUGCAGAUCUCAGUGGUAUUACUGAGCAACUUAUUACAUGCAAAUCAGGAACUACUUUCACUAUUGACGUUCCUAUUAGUGGGAGGCCAGUGCCUAAGGUGACUUGGAAGCUUGAAGAAAUGAGACUUAAGGAGACGGACCGAGUCUCACUUAAAACCACAAAAGACAGGACCACCUUGAUAGUCAAGGAGUGCAUGAGGGGUGAUGGAGGCAAAUAUUUCCUUAACCUUGAAAAUAUCGCUGGAUCCAAAACCUUUACAGUCACUGUCAAUGUUAUUGGCAGACCAAGUGCACCCACAGGACCCAUUCAGGUCUCAUCAAUCACAUCAGAGUCCUGUGUGUUGACUUGGGAACCACCUGAAGAUGAUGGUGGCACUGAUAUCACCAAUUACAUCAUAGAAAAGCGUGAAUCUGGCUCUACUGCCUGGCAGCUUGUGAAUUCUAGUGUGAAGCGCACAAAAUUCCAGGUCUCCCGUCUGACUAAAUACAUGCAGUAUACUUUCCGUAUCUCAGCUGAAAACAGAUUUGGUGUAAGCAAGCCCACUGAAUCUGAGACUAUUAUUGCUGAGCAUCCCUUCGUUCCUCCAAGUGCCCCCACACGGCCUGAAGUCUUUUCUGUGAGCGCAAACUACAUGAGUAUUCGCUGGGAGGAGCCAUAUCAUGAUGGUGGCAGUAAGGUGAAUGGUUACUGGAUUGAAAAGAAGGAACGCAACACAAUUCUUUGGGUCAGAGAAAACAAGGUCCCAUGUUUUGAGUGCUACUACAAAGUGACUGAACUUUCUGAAGGCCUUGAGUACCAGUUCAGAGUUUAUGCAAUGAAUGCUGCAGGCCUAAGCAAGCCAAGCGAAGCCUCCAAGAGAAUGGUGGCUCAGAACCCAGUUGAUCCAGCUGGCAAACCAGAAGUGACUAAUGUCACGAGAUCCACUGUAUCCCUUAAGUGGACUGCACCGUUAAAUGAUGGCGGCAGUCCGAUAGUGGGCUACAUUGUAGAGCGCAAACCAUACACCAGUACAGGUGAGGGUCGCUGGCUUAAGUGCAACUACACAAACAUUACAGAGAUGAACUUCACUGUGACAGCUCUGGGUGAGGGUGAAGUCUAUGAGUUCCGGGUGAUUGCAAAGAAUACAGCUGGAGUUCACAGCCUGCCCUCUCUUUCUACUGGCUCCGUGCAGUGCAAGGCAGAAUACAGUCCGCCUACAGUUGAACUUGACAGCAAAAUUCUUGCAGGAACACUUACUGUUAGAUCAGGGUCAGACCUUGUACUUGAUGCUGCUGUUGGUGGUAAACCUGACCCCAAGGUCUUCUGGGCUAAAGGAGAUAAAGAACUAGAGCUUUGUGAGAAGUACUUCUUACAGUACACUAACACACGUGCUAUGGCUAUCAUUAAGUUCUGUGACAGAAACGAUUCUGGAAUUUACAACCUGACAGUGAAGAAUGCCAGUGGUGUCAAGACUGCAACAGUAAAAGUUAAAGUCCUGGAUUCACCUGGACCUUGUGAAGACAAGAUCACUAUUAGUGACAUUUCUGAGCAAAAAUGCACUUUGUCUUGGAAGAAACCAUUGCAGGAUGGUGGAGAUGAGAUCUCACAUUACAUUGUUGAGAGACGUGACACCAACCGUCUCAACUGGGUUAUAAUGGAACCUGAGUGUAAGAGCCUAUCUUGUGUCAUCUCCAAGAUGAUAAAGAAUCAUGAAUACCUCUUCCGAGUUAGAGGUGUAAACAAGUAUGGUUCUGGCAUACCACUGCAGUCUGAAUCUGUUGUUGCCAGAAAUACAUUCACUGUGCCGUCCCCUCCAGGCGCACCAGAAAUUAUAGCCAUAGGAAAUGAUUCUGCCACUAUUGAGUGGCUGAAGCCUGAGAACAAUGGUGGCAGUGAGAUAACCAAUUACUUAAUAGAGAAACAUGAAAGGAAGGCCAUCAGAUGGACAAAGGUCAACAGAGAUUUCACUAUAAGUGGCACCUCAUUCAAAGUCACUGGUCUUCAGACUGGUGGCGUUUACCAGUUCCGUGUUAUGGCCAUUAAUGAAGCUGGAGACAGUGAGCCCAGUGAAGUGUCCCUCUAUGCUGUGUGCAGGGAGAUGACCUUUGUGCCAGCUCCUCCCUCAAUCCCAAGAGUGACGGACACAACACAGGACAGCGUCAGCCUGGCUUGGACGAGGCCAACAGAAGAUGGUGGUGCAGAUGUGAUAGGUUAUGUGCUUGAAAUGCAAGAAGUAGGAGCAGAGCAGUGGAGUAAAGCUCAUGAAAAAACACUGAGGGUGCCGGAAUACACCGUUAUAGGUCUUGCCAGCUGUAAGAAAUAUGUCUUCAGAGUAGCUGCAAUUAAUGUCAAUGGUACUGGGGAUUUCAGUGAUCCCUGCAGUGAAACGGAGCCUGUGGAGAGACUCGAAGCACCUGAUCUUGAGCUUUCUGAUGAGCUGAAGAAGACUAUCUGCUUAAGAGCUGGCAGUUUGCUCCGAAUGUGUGUCACUGUGACUGGAAGACCUACUCCAGUUGUCACUUGGAGCAAACCUGAUGUGGAUCUUCAGAACAGAGGAUUUAUUGAAGUCACCAAGCAUCACUCGACUUUGAUUAUAGACAAAGUACAUCGCUAUGAUGCUGGCAAAUACACCAUUGAAGCAGAUAAUUCAUCGGGAAAGAAGUCAGCCAGUAUUCUUGUGAAGAUUUAUGAUACACCUGGGCCACCUGGAGCUCUUAAAAUUAAGGAACUCACAAAGGAUUCAGCUUUGAUUGCUUGGGAUGCUCCAAGUGUUGAUGGUGGAGCACCAGUUAAUAACUACAUUAUUGAAAGACGGGACACAUCAAUGAGAGCCUAUAAGACAGUGACAUCUAAAUGUCACAAGACAUCAUACAGAAUCACAGGUCUUACAGAAGGAAUGCUUUAUUACUUUAGAGUCUUGCCAGAGAACAUAUACGGUAUUGGUGAGCCUUGUGAAACCAGUGACGUUGUGCUAGUAUGUGAGGUACCCAUGGUUCCACAGAAACUGGACAUUGUAGAUAUCACAAAGUCCACUGUUACAUUGGCAUGGGAAAAACCACUUCAUGAUGGUGGCAGUAGGAUUACUGGCUAUGUAAUUGAAGCUUGCCGAUUUGGAAUAGACAAGUGGAUGAAGGUGGCUACUUUGAAGAUGACAGAUUUCCAGCAUACCAUUGUUUCUCUGAAUGAGCAUGAGCAGUACCUUUUCAGGGUCAGAGCCAUGAACAGUAGGGGAGUAAGUGAACCAAGAGAGAUCGUAACUGCUGUAACUGUCCAAGAACAAAGAGUAUUGCCCAAGAUUGAUCUGUCUGCCAUUCCUCAGAAGUCUAUCAGUUUGUUGGCAGGGAAACCAAUUGAACUGUGCCUGCCAAUCAUCGGUAGACCUCCUCCGGUCUGUUCAUGGUACUUUGGUGAUGUAAAAUUGAAAAUACAUAAACGUGUCAAGAUUGAAAGCACAGGAAAAUAUUCCAAGUUGACGGUGAGCAAUACCACAAUUGAUGACACAGGCGAUUACACACUUGAGUUGAAUAAUGCCAUGGGAAGUGCCUCAGAGAUCAUCAAAGUGAUCAUUCUAGACCAACCUGAUGAGCCUACAGGUCCAGUCAGGUUUGAUGAGAUCGACGCCACAUCUGUCACUAUUUCCUGGCAUCCACCCCAGAGAGAUGGUGGUGCCCCUCUCACUAACUAUAAUGUUGAGAUGCGCGAUGCUCAUCGUCCGGGAUGGAUUCCUGUGUCUGAAUCUGUGAGCAGACCUACCUACAAGUUCACCAAUCUGACUGAGGGAGAUGAGUAUGUGUUCCGUGUCGCUGCCACAAAUCGCUUUGGCACUGGAUCAUUCUUGCAGUCUGAUCUCGUGGUAUGCAAGAGCACCAAGACUAUACCUGGGCCACCUGGAAGACCAGAUGUGUUUGACGUCUCUCGAGAUGGCAUGACUAUUGCCUGGCUCCCUCCUGAUGAAGACGGGGGCUCCAAGGUAUCUGGAUAUAUCAUUGAGCGUAAAGAAGUCAGAGCUGAUCGAUGGGUGCGUGCUAACAAGAAUCCAGUGACGAUGACCAGAUACAGAUCUACUGGUCUGAUUGAAGGCCUUGAGUAUGAACACAGAGUUACAGCCAUUAACUCUAGGGGUAUUGGAAAACCCAGCCUUGUCUCGAAACCUGCGGUGGCAACAGAUCCUGUCGAUCCCCCUGGGUCUCCACAAAACCCUAGAGUUGUAGAUACAACAAGGACAUCUGUGUCUCUGGCCUGGAGUCCACCAGAUGAGGAAGGAGGCUCCAAAGUCACGGGCUAUUUAAUAGAAAUGCAGAAGGUUGGUUCGUUCAAUUGGAUCAAAUGUAACACAACGCCCUCAUUGAUCUGUGAGUACACACUCACGCAGAUGCCACAGGGUGAGGAGUUCAAAUUCCGUAUAUUGGCUUGUAAUGCCGGUGGAUCAGGGGAACCUGCUGAAGUCCCAGGCACUGUCAAAGUUACAGAGAUGCUGGAACCUCCUUCUUACGAUCUAGAAACCAAGUACAAAGAUGACAUUAUUGUCAGGCAGGGUGGAGUAAUCAGGCUAUGCAUACCCAUCAAGGGCAAACCAAACCCUAUCUGCAAAUGGACAAAAGACGGUUGUGAGCUUCCCCAGAAAUCAAUGAUUGCUACCAGUGAAGAUAACACUGAGCUUGUACUCAAGGAAGCCAUCAGAGAAGACAGUGGAACCUACAGUCUCAUGCUAGAGAAUAAGUGUGGCAAAAAAAUGGUGCAUAUAAAAGUGAAAAUUAUUGGGCCCCCAGCACCACCGGAAGGUCCACUUAGAUUUGAUGACAUACAAGCUCAUUCUGUAAAAGUAAGCUGGAAACCUCCUGCAGAUGAUGGUGGCUCAGAAAUACUUGGCUACAUUGUUGAGAGACGUAAGGUUCCCAAAGCUGCCUGGUACACAGUAGAUACAAGGGUGGUUGACACAUCUGUGGUUGUGAAGGGACUGAAAGAGAACAUUGAGUAUGAAUUCAAGGUGACAGCUGAGAACCAGUUUGGCACUAGCAGAUAUCUGAAAUCAGACCAAAGUGUGACACCAAAGACACCUCUGUGUCCACCAGAACCUCCAAGUAGCCCACCAGAAAUUCUGGAUGUCACAAAGAGCUCUGUUGCUCUAGCAUGGGGAAGACCCAAGUAUGAUGGUGGUUCUGCUGUUACUGGCUAUUUUAUUGAACUUAGAGAAGCAGGCACUGAGAAGUGGAAACGCCAUGAAACUCAAGUUACUACUACCAUGUACACCCUCUCUGGGCUCACUCCUGAGAAGGAAUACCAUUUCCGUAUUGUAGCCAAAAAUGAAAUUGGCGAGAGCGACCCAGGGCCUUCAUCAGAUUCUAUAAUUUGCAAAGACCCAUUUGACAAACCAAGCCAGCCAGGUGAGAUCGAUGUAGUCAUAGUUACAAAAGACUAUAUUUCCAUCCGAUGGGAGCGUCCAGAAUGCGAUGGUGGAAAGGAGAUCCUAGGUUACUGGGUUGAGUACAGGAUGUCUGGAGAAAGUACAUGGCGGAAAUGCAACAUAGAACAUACAAAGAACAAAGAGUUUACUGUAGGUGGUCUCAAAGAUGCCACUGAAUAUGAAUUCAGAGUGUUUGCUGAAAAUGAAACUGGAAUCAGCAGACCACGGAGGACUGCUACAGCAAUUAAAACUCAGCUGAGUGUUGCAGAUAAACCAAGCCUACGGAAAGAGAUUGAGGAAGUCACUGUCAAGCUAGGACAGCAUGCCACACUGAAGUGCCAGAUCAUUGGCAGACCUUUGCCAGAGAUAAAAUGGUACCGGCAUGGAAAGGAGCUACUUGAGAGCCGGAAGUACGCGAUGAGUAGUGAUGGUCGCACUCAUUCACUUAAAGUGUUGGCUGAUGCCCAGGAGGAUGAAGGGAUUUAUACAUGUAAAGCUGUCAAUGAGGCUGGAGAGACAGAAACAAGUGGAAAACUUGUCUUGGAGGCUCCUCCACAGAUCAACCCAGGCUACCCUCUAAAGGAAAAAUACUAUGCAGGCUGUGGUACAAGUCUGCGUCUGCACGUCGUGUAUAUUGGACGCCCUGAACCAAAGAUUAUGUGGUUCCACAACACCAAACCUCUAGAACCUUCUAAUAAAGUCAUAAUUGAAAAUACAGAUCAUUACACCCAUCUGGUCAUCAAGGAUGUGCAUCGCAAGGAUGCUGGAAAAUAUAAAGUGUGGUUCAGAAAUCUGUUUGGUACAGUUGACACUAUACUUGAUGUCGAUAUUCAAGAUAAACCAGGAAAACCUGAAGGACCAAUUGUAGUUGAUGCUCUUUUAAAGAACUCUGUAAUAAUCAGCUGGAAACCACCAGCUGAUGAUGGUGGAGCUCUGAUAACAAACUACAUUGUAGAAAAGCGUGAAGAACCUGAAGGCGAGCCAUGGCUUCUAGUAUCAUCAUCAAUAUCAGGAACAUCAUGCAGAGUUCCCAAUCUUACUGAGGGAGCUGGUUAUUACUUCCGUGUUUCUGCUCAAAACCGCUAUGGCAACAGUGAUCCUCUAGAUAUUCCUGAAGUUGUCCUUAUUAAGAGUCAGUUAGAUAAACCUGGAGUGCCACAACAACUAAAUGUUUCUGGAAUAACCAAAGACUCCUGUGUGGUGUUUUGGAAGCCACCUAUCAGUGAUGGAGGUUCUAAGAUUAAAAAUUACUGCCUUGAGAAGCGAGAUAAGAAAUCAAACCAAUGGACUGCAGUGACUACUGAUGAAAUUCAUCAAACGGUCUACUGUGUCAAGGGACUUGUUGAAGGCUUGUCAUAUGAAUUCAGAGUAAAAUGCGAAAAUCUUGGGGGAGAGAGUUAUUGGACUGAAGCUUCUACACCUAUUAUUCCAAAAUUAGAUGUUGAGAUCCGUGCUCCUGCCUUCAAAGAAGAACUGAGAAACAUGAGUGUCAAAUAUAAGAGCAAGGCAACCUUAGUUUGCAAGAUCAGUGGACAACCUAAGCCUGUGGUUAAGUGGUACAAACGUGGUAAAGAAGUUCAUUCAGAUGGCGAGAAAAUAACUGUUCAGGAAUUCAAAGGUGGCUAUCAUCAGCUCGUCAUCAAUGCUGCCGAUGAAGAAGAUUCCACUGCUUACCAGGUUCGGGCAACAAACCAGGGAGGGUCAAUUGCUGCAACUGUUUCUCUGGAUGUUGAAGUACCCGCCAAGAUUCAUCUGCCCAAAAAUCUUCAAGAAAAAGAAGCAGUACAUGCUCUCCGUGGUGAAGUGGUCAGCAUCAAGAUUCCAUUCAGUGGAAAGCCUGAUCCAGUGAUUACUUGGCAGAAAGGACAAGAUCUCAUUGAUAAUAAUGGAUACUAUCAAGUAAUUGUUACAAGAUCAUUCACAUCCUUGGUUUUCUCUAAUGGAGUUGAAAGGAAGGAUGCUGGUUUCUAUAUUGUCUGUGCAAAGAACAGAUUUGGCAUUGACCAGCAGACAGUUGAGCUUGAUGUUGCAGACGUGCCAGAUCCACCGAGAGGUGUCAAAGCCAGUGAUGUCUCCAGGGACUCUGUCACACUAAACUGGUGUGCACCAGCUAGUGAUGGUGGAAGCAAAGUCACCAGCUACAUUGUGGAGAAAUGUGCUACCACAGCGGAAAAAUGGAUGCGUGUAGCCCAAGCGCGUGAUACACACUACACAGUCAUUAAUCUGUUUGGAAAGACAAGUUACCAAUUCCGUGUUAUUGCUGAAAACAAAUUUGGGCAAAGUGAGCCAUCCGAGCCUACAAGUCCAGUUGUAACAAAGGAAGACAAGUCACGAGUCCUGAAUUAUGAUGAGGAAGUGGAUGACGUUACAGAAGUCUCGACGAGUAAAGCUCCAAAUUCAGAAAUGAAGAACUUAUAUAACAAGUAUAUGAUUGCUGAGGAAUUAGGGCGAGGAAACUUUGGCAUAGUUCAUCGCUGCAUUGAAAUAAGCUCAGAGAAAACCUUCAUGGUUAAAUUUGUAAAAGUAAAAGGUGCUGAUCAAGCCAUUGUAAAGAAGGAAAUUGCCACACUUAACCUCUCUCGACACAAGAACUUCUUGUGUCUCCAUGAAUCAUUUGAGAGUCCUGAAGAACUUGUGAUGAUUUAUGACUUUAAUUCAGGCGUGGACAUUUUUGAACGCAUUGCAUCACCUGACUUUGAGCUCACUGAACGAGUCAUAGUAAAAUACAUUAAACAAGUAUGUGAAGCCCUUGCAUUCCUACACAGCAAGAGUUUUGGCCAUUUUGACAUAAAGCCUGAAAACAUUGUCUACACCACAAGAAAGGGCACUAACAUCAAGAUCAUUGAGAUGGGUCAGGCAAGACAUCUGACACCUGGAGACAGUGUCAAAAUUCAGUUUACAACACCUGAAUACUGCGCUCCCGAAAUCCACCAACAUGACCUAGUUAGUACUGUCACUGACAUGUGGUCAGUUGGUGUGCUAGCAUAUGUGCUUAUUAGUGGGCUUAAUCCAUUUACAGCUGAAACUAAUCAGCAGGUCAUUGAUAACAUCUCCAAUGCAGAAUACAGUUUUGAUGAUGAAGCCUUCAAGAAAGUCAGACUUGAUGCCUUAGACUUUGUGGACCGGCUGCUGACUAAAGACCGCAAGCAUCGCAUGACAGCAGCUGAAGCUCUUGAGCAUCCUUGGCUAAAAACUGAACCCGAACAACUUAGCAACACAGCUAUUAAAACUACAAGACAUACCAGAUACUAUCAGACAGUAGUCAAGAAAGAAUGGAAUGUUGUUGUUUCGGCAGCUCGUGUAGCUAAUGGUGGUGCUAUCAGAAGUCAGAGAGGGGUCACAGUUAGCAAGGCAAAGAUUGCACCAUUUGAACAUGGUCCCAUUGCUGGUCAGAUCAAACAUAACAUUACAGAGGAAGGCGAUGAUGCCAAAUUUGUCUGCUAUAUUGAAAACUAUGACAGCAGUACUGAGGUAACUUGGUACUGUGGAGUUAGACAACUGGAGGAAAAUGACAAGUAUGAAAUCAGUUAUGAAGAUGGAUUAGCCAUCUUAUCUGUCAGAGGAGUUAACCGAGCUGAUGAUGGCACCUACAGGUGUAAAGUUGUUAAUGAGUGUGGUGAGGAUAGUGCUUAUGCAGAGCUGUUUGUCCAAGGAGUCAGGUCAUACCAGGACUACUUUUUUGCACGCCCCGUGAAGAAAGUGAAACGCAGAGUAGAUACAACUAGACUUCUUCAAAAACCACCUGAAUUUACUUUCCCUCUGAUCAGCCAAAGUGCACAUAUCGCUGAAGAUGUGCGUUUUGGAGUCACUAUAACAGUUCACCCAGAGCCUCGUGUUCUGUGGUUGAAAUCUGGACAAAAGAUUACACCAGGAGAUGAUGACAGGAAAUACAUUUUCACAAGUGAUAAGGGUCUCUAUCAGCUUGUUAUUCGUAAUAUUGAGCCUGAGGAUGAUGCAGAAUACACUGUUGUGGCCCGCAACAGAUUUGGUGAAGACAGCUGUAAGGCACGUCUCACAGUAACACCUCGGCCAACUCCUGCGGAUAGUACAAUAAGACCUAUGUUCAAGCGUGUACUUGCUAAUGUAGAGUGCAGAGAGGGCCAAAGUGUCCGCUUUGAAGUGAGAGUGUCAGGGUCACCUAUCUUGAAGUGGGAGAAAGAUGGCACGCCUCUGUCAUUUGGCCCACAGAUUGAGGUUAUUCAUGAAGGCCUGGAUUAUUAUGUCCUGCAUGUUAGAGAUAUUCUUCCAGAAGAUUCAGGUACAUACAGAGUCACAGCUACAAAUUCAGCUGGCUCUGCAAGUUGCCAAGCAACUCUCAGGGUUGAGCGUGUUGCUCAUGUGAAAAAAGAAUAUGAGAGUGAGGCAGAGAAAAAAGAGCGAGUUCAAAAGGUGGAGAUUGACAAGAAGGUGAGGCUUUCACAAAUCCUUUCAGGCACAGAAGUCACUCCACUAACCCCUGUGGCUCAACAGGCAUUGAGAGAGGCAGCAACUAUGUACAAACCAGCACUGACUAAAAAAGACAAAGUUGAAAUGGAGGAUAAAAAAGAAAAAGAAGAAAGGAAGAAGAGAGCAGAGGAAAAGAGGCUUCGCAUGCCAUAUGAUGUCCCACAACCGCGUGUCCGUGCUGCAACUGCCCUAGAGCAAGACAAUGAAAUAAAAUACUUUGUACCACUCUCUGACAUGAAAUGGUACAAAAUACUGCGUGACCAGUAUGAAAUGCCAGAGCGCAUGGAAAAACAUCCACAGAAACGCCCGAAACGCAUUCGCCUCUCUAGAUGGGACAAAUUCUAUGAGGUGCCUCAACCAAGAAUCAAAACCUUUUAUAAGUCUAGGCACAUUCCAAAGACAUCUCAGGAUGAUAUUGAAACAGUAAGACCAGCAAGAUACCGUGCACCGUCUCCUGAGUCUGAGGCUUUCUAUCGACCAAGAAGAAGGUCACUUGGUGACCUGUCAGAUGAAGAGCUGCUCCUCCCAGUCCGUGACUAUUUAUCAAUGAAGAAGACUGAAGAAGAGAGGCUUCGACUUGAAGAUGAACUUCAGCUUGGCUUUUCUGCAUCUCCACCUAGUCUCAGUCCUGUGCGUUUUGAACUUUCCCCACUGCGACAUACACCACCAAAGCGAAGGGUAUAUGAUGAGGAAGAGGAAGAGGAGGAAGUAAAAUUGUAUGACUCCUACCGUAUUCCAUCCAAAUUUGAAGCCGGUCCAAGCUUCAUUGAUCUCCGCCAACGAUAUGAGAGGAUUACAUACAGACCUCCGAAACAAAAACAAAGAGUGCAUGCAGAGAGAGAAGAUCAUGAAAUUCUUUGUCCUGUAGCCACAACACAGAAGCUAUCUUCUUAUCAAAGUAAACUGAAAUGCAUAGAAGCAGAAGAGAAAACUAGAGUUUUGAAGAAAGAACAAAGAGUACAAGUUUCAUCAGUAAUAUCAGAGGGGGUGGAAGCGAGUAUUACACCUUCUGUAUUUACCCCAGAAGCUCGGCCUGUGUUUGUGCCACACAGAAGGUCUCCCACCCCUGAAGAAGCACCAAUUUGCCCCCCUAGUCCAGUUAUAUCUGACAGUAGACUCACUAAAGUCGAGGGGCCCACAAAAGCUGACAUCAUGUCCAGAUAUGAGGCAAGAAAAGCAGCCCUGAAAUCUGAAAGAAAAUAUGAGGUUGUGACUCAGCAACCCUUCAGCCUUGACCAUGCCCCACGGGUAACUGUGAGGAUGCGCUCACACCGCGUACCUGUUGGCCAGAACACCAAAUUUACCCUGAAUGUUCAGGCCAAGCCAGAUGCUGAAUUCAAGUGGUACCACAAUGGACAAGAAAUUCAUGAGGGCAAAAAAUUCCAGUUCAGCAACAUCAGUGGGGUUUUGUCACUUCAUAUUUUUGACUGCCAGGCAGAGGAUAGUGGAACAUAUCGUGUUGUUUGUAGAAACGUGAAGGGAGAAGCCUCUGACUAUGCCACUCUAGAUGUUUCAGGAGUGGGCUUUACUACAAUAUCUUCUCUUCGCAAAGAAGAAGAGCCCCCCACACCUUAUAUUCCUGAAAUGACAAAGACUGACGUGUCCUCCUUGAAAGCAGCUUCGACAUCUGAAACACACAUGGAAGUAACUGAACUCCAUGAACACGUCCAAUAUGAAGAGCGUAAAUCUACUGAAAAAACAGAGGUGACAACAGUGAAAGAACUGACUGUCUGUGAGGAAAUGCUGGUGGAAGCUGUAGAGGUCACAGCAGUGCAGGAAAUUAUAGUGCAGGAGGAAGUGAAAACCACUUUACCUGCCAGAAUAUUGGUAAAACCACAGUCUCUUACUGUAUCUGAAGGAGAAUAUGCUAAGUUUAUAUGUGAUUUUGAUGGUGAUCCAACACCCAGUGUGACAUGGGCACGUGAAGGACAGGUUAUUGUUUCUAGGCAUCGUCACCAUGUGAGUACAACAGAUAACAAGUCCACCUUAGAUAUUUCUUCUGUUAAUACAUUAGAUGAAGGCAGCUAUACUGUGUUUGUAGAGAAUUCUGAGGGCCAUCAAGAGGCACAGUUCAGCCUCACAGUCCGCAAGGCAACACCGAAAGAGACGGCUAUUGCAUCACCACCUAAAGUAAAGUCACCUGAGCCCAGAGUAAAAUCUCCCUUUGCUAAGUCCCCAGAGCCUCGUAUUAGGUCACCUAUAGGAAUAAAAUCACCACCUAAGGUGAAGUCACCUGAGCCUAGAGUAAAAUCGCCGGUGUCUCCAGGUGCUAAAUCCCCAGAGCUUCGAGGAAAAUCACCCACAGAAAUUAAAUUAUCACCCAUGGUAAAGUCUGUUGAACCCAGAUUGAAAUCUGCAUUGUCACCUGAACCUCAUAUCAAGUCCCCUAUGGUGAAGUCACCAGAGCCUAGGGUGACAUCUCCAGUAUCUCCAGGUUCCAAGACCCCAGAGUCUCGAAUUAAAUCACCUGAAGCAAUCCAGUCCUUUAAAGGAAGUAGAUCUCCUGAGCCCACGGCCUCUCCACAGAGAGUUAAAUCCCCCCUAGGAGUUAAGUCACCAACUCCAAGGAAGGCUUCUGAAACAAAGCCAGACUUCUCAGUUGGUCUCAGUGAUGUUACAGCACAUCUAGAUACAAUUGUAAAGCUGACAGUGAAAGCAACAGGAGAUCCUGCACCAGAAUUCUGCUGGAUAAAAGGAAAUCAGGUGCUUUUGCAAGGUGGAAGAUAUGAGAUAUAUGAAGAGGGUGGAUGUGCACACCUGGAGAUUUAUGAGUCUGUGGUUUCUGAUAGUGGAGUGUACAAAUGCAUUGCAAAGAAUACUGCUGGAUCUUCUACAACAAGCUGUCGUGUAACCAUCCAAGCUCUCCUUGAACCUGAAACUCUUUCUACUGAAAGCCAAGACAUCUUAGCCAAAGGUGUGACAGAAAUUCAUCAUGAGGAAGUCCACACAUCCAUGUCUGACAAACUCACCAGUAUAUCAGUCACACAGGAAGGUUUCUCUGCAAUGGCGACACGGCGGAUUGCUUCCAUGCAGGAGGUUGGCUUCAGCAGCACCAGCAUGGCUGAGGCUACAUGUGAAUCCAUAUCUUGUACCACUGUGUCCUCUAUAUCAUCAAGGUCUAUAACAGCAAAGACUGAGAAAAUGGCCAGCCAUACAUUUACAUCACAGUGUCUUCAAGGUGCGCCACCUAAAAUCGAAGCUCUACCUGAAGACAUAUGCAUAGAAGAGGGCAAGGUCCUAAUGGUGGCCUGUGCUUUCUCAGGGAUGCCCGUGGAUAUUGAAUGGUCCCAUUUGGGUAAAACGCUGUUGAAAGAUGAGCAGAGCAGCAGAUUCCACAUUGAAACUACUGAGGACCUUACCACCCUCAUUAUCAGUGGUGUCAAAGAGAAAGAUGCUGGGCCUUAUACCUUAAAACUGACUAACGAGCUUGGGUCAGACACUGCCACUGUCCACAUCAGCAUUCGAUCAAUGUAAACACAUACUGUCUUUAAGCUUGCCAUCCUUCCUUCAUCCAUCCCCAGGCAUCCAUCGUUCCUCCACAUCUAUAACCGCUUGUCUGAUCAAGGCUGUGGUUUUUCUCCAUCAUUUCCUCAUUUAUUAAAUGAGCAAAAAGUGUUUUAAAUAAUUGACUUAUUGUAAAUAUGAAAUAUUUUUAUAACAAAUUUGACAAUAAUUUAUGCCAAAUUAGACUAAAAUGUAAGAUGUUAAAAUGUGCCAUUUUGGGUAACUGACUUUCGAUUGAUUAUUGGGCCACUUCUCUGUAACAUGUACAUAAUGUAUAUAGCCGAAUUUACCGGUUAUGGAAAAUGUAUACGUUGUUAUUUAUGGAAAUAUUAACUUAAAGAAGUGGAACUAGAUGUUUAACAGGAGAAAGUUUUUUUUAAAAAAAAAAAAAAAAAAACGAAUACCCUGAAAAACUUGAAACUAAACUCUGUGCCUCAACAGUACGUUGAUGACAAGACUGCCUCAGCGGGUAGAUGCUUCCCUGUUGAUGUUUUUUUCUAGAAUAGUAGAAAUUUGCACUGUAUGACCACACGUGCAAUAAGUUUCACCUUACUCACAUGAAUUCUUUUCAUGAUCAUAAGACCUUGAGUGCAGUUUGUACACCCUCACGCAAGCUGUCCAACUAGGUCUCAUGUUCAGACAGACGAUGUCACUACAGGAUUUUAUGGAAACGCCCACAGUGCGAGCGGCCUGCACUUUGUGAGCGAUAUUGUUUUAUGUGCAUUGUUUCUGGUAGUGGACUGCUUGACUGGACCUGAGAGAUGAACAUUGCCUGGCCUUUACCUCACUCAGGCCAUUCAAGUACUUCUCUGCAGAAACAGGGCCAUCUCUUGGAGGAUUGCUUGGGUGCAUUGUGGUUGUAUGUGUGGGUGUGCGCGUGCGUUUGUGUGUCUAAGUGUGUUCGCUUUUAGGAUUUCACAUUGUCCUUAGUCAGGGCACCUACCAAGCAAUUGUACCACAGUGUAUCACAAUUUGUCAGAAACCAAAUGCAUUAACUGCAUGUCCUAAACUUUGGUUUAAUUGAAUUUAUUAAUGUAGCUUUAUCUAUAAGAUCAACCUCCUUGAGUUUUAUUAAUUGAUUAAAUAAAGCAUGAUUUCAGCACCUCAAAA